GAUUACAGGUGCCAGCCACCAUGCCCGGCCAAAAAUCUCUACUUGUUCUUGGCAGUCUCCAUUUUACUGAAGCUGAAAACAAAAGUUAAUUUUACUAGAAAUCAGAAAUAUUUUUCUCUAAGAGACUAUGAAGUAUCAAAUGUGAGCAAUGAAAGAAAAUUGGGCUAAAUAAUUUGAUACAGGAAAAAUUAAUUCCGGAUAGAGUCCAUGCCUCAUGUCAGUAUUUUUUGCCCAAAUUCAUGUGGAGAGCUCCUCAUUGGUGCCCCUUCACACUCCAGCCACUAUUGCAAUGAGGAGGUGAGGAGAGAUGUCUUAUCUUUGCCUGGAGCUUCACUGUUCUGUGCAUGUGGCCUAUAGACCAGCAUCAGCAUUGCCUAAGAGGUUGUUACAAGCAGAAUUUCGGGCCUCAACCUACCUUACAGAAUCUGAAUCUAGGUGAGGCAUGAUGGCUCACACCUGUAAUCCCAGCUCUUUGGGAGGCCAAGGUAAGUGGAUCAUCUAAGGUCAGGAGUUCGAGACCAGCAUGGCUAACAUGGUGAAACCCCAUCUUUACUAAAAAUUAGCCAGGUAUGAUGAUGGGCUCCUGUAAUCUCAGCUACUCAGGAGGCUGAGGCAGGAGAAUUGUUUGAACACAGGAGGCAGAGGUUGCAGUGAGCUGAAAUCACACCACAACACUCCAGCCUGGGGGACAGAGCAAGACUCUGUCUCAAAAAAAAAAAAAAAAAUCAGAAUCUACAUAUUUUAACAAGACCCCCAGAUGGUUCAAUUCUUCAUUGAUGUUUGGGAAACACUAUUACAGAGAACCUUUUUAUGAAGUUAUGGUCAAUUUUGUAGACUUCAGCCUGGCUAAUAACUCAGAGACAAAUUAUGACUAUGGAAGGUUAUUUCUUUUGUCAAGCUAUGGAAUGGAAUCAUUUCUCUCUUCAAGUCACCCAUGCCUUGCAUGUCCUGGGAAAGAGAGGGAAAUGACGCUUACUACAAGUUAAUAUCUUACCUCUUCCCAGACCAACUUCUAUUAUAUACACUGACUGCUAAUGAGGUGUAACAGGAUAGACCAGAAUUGAGUCUGGCCUCUGGCCCACAUUAACCAUAUAAAAGUUGGACAGCUUCCUUAGGUUUUUCCAUCUCAUUUUCCUCUUCUGUAAGAUGAAAAUUAUAAUAAUUCUUGGUAAGAAUGUUUUGACAUUAGAGGUGGGGAUGAGAAAUUAUCUCCUAUAGCUUGGCACAUUGUAGGCAUUCAACAAAUAAACAGACGCUGUGGCUACUGGAGUUCCUCCUGGCUCCUUGGUGAGAGUAGAGAGGUAAUCUCGUUUUUCCAAUAUAAUCUUUUAGGUGUUUGCCUCAGGUACCUCUUGGAAGUAGACACUGAGGAUUUCAGUUUGUUUGACUUCCUGCCAGCUGAGUUCAAGAGGACAAGCUAAUGAAUACCUUAUGUUUCUUGCACACACACUUACAUAUCGGGAUAAAAUAUUCCUGGGGACAUACAAAGCAAAAGAGGAAACUUGUGUCCCACAUAAUCUCUUUCUUCUUCUAAUAAAACAAAUUUAGGCCACUUCUCCAUAAGAUUGUCAAGGAAGGUUAAUGUCAGAAUUUGCUAGGAAAGGGGGUUACUUCGUUAGCUAAGAUAGAGAAGGAACCCCAUCUCUACUAAAAAUACAAAAAUUAGCCAGGUACGGUGGUGCAUAUCUGUAACCCCAGCUACUCGGGAGGCUGAGGCAGGAGAAUCGCUCGAACCCAGGAGGUGGAGGUUCAAGUGAGCUGGGAUCACACCAUUGCACUCCAGCCUGGGCAACAAGAGCAAAACUUCAUCUCAAAAAAAAAAAAAAAAAAGAGAGAAUUAAAGUCCAGUUGUAGGACUCUAAGAACUGUCAUUACCUGGUGGUUUUUGUUUUAUCAGGGUGGAAAUUUUAAUACAGGAACUGUUACACCAUUGUUACACUCCAGCUGACAAUGUAGCCUUAAAAAUAUUAUAUAAUGAAAAAAAUACAGGUUAUAAAAGGCAGGUGCUCUCAGAGAAACUGUUGAAAGCAAUCUCCUUUAUUUUCUUUCCUUAUUUGUUUAUUUUAUUUUUUUUUUGAGACGGAGUCUCGCUCUGUUGCCCAGGCUGGAGUGCAGUGGCAUGAUCUUGGCUCGCUGCAACCUCCACCUUUCAGGGUUCAAGCAAUUCUUCUGCCUCAGCCUCCUGAGUAGCUGGGAUUACAGGCACAUGCCACCACGCUCGGCUAAUUUUUGUAUUUUUAGUAGAGACAUAUUGGCCGGGCUGGUCUCGAAGUGCUGACCUCAUGAUCCGCCCACUUGGCCUCCCAAAGUGCUGGGAUUACAGGUGUGAGCCACCAUCCCCAGCCUCCUUUAUUUUCUUAAAGAACUAACUUGAAAAUAAAAUUGAGAAACCUGCCUUAGAAAAUAGGGAAAAUGUGUGAUAAAAGAAUCACAUAAAACUUACACAUUAAGAUACUCAACUAUUAAUCUGCAUGUUAUUUCAUUAUAGCAAUAUGAAAUAAAAUAAUAGGUAUUUUUUUCUAAUUAACAAUUUUUGCUCACAACUUUAUAUUAGCAUCAUUCUUUAAUACAACUAAUGGUUUUAACAACAUGACAUUCAAAUUCUUACAUUGAAAUGAACAUUGUCACAUUAAAUUUGCCAUUUUAACAUUCACAUCUAGAGAAAAUAAGAGAUUCUAAUUAACUUUUAAAAAUUCUCCUUUUGGUUACACAAAUUUUAAAGAUUUAAUACAAGGCAUAUCCCAACCAUGCUGUGAAAAAAAAUUAUUUGUGAUUUCAUUACUUUUAGCUGUUUUCUUGGGUUUAAAUGAGGAUUAUGUAAGCAUCUUAGUGCCAUGUGUCUUAAUCUAGAAACAAAUUUAUAAUUUAAAAAUAAAGCAAUUCAUUUAUAUUUCUAUACAAAUAAUUUUAGGUAGGCCAGAUGUUCAAAUUUGAAGUUCUAGUGUAAUAUUAAAAUAAUUAUAGUUUUUUUUUAUUAUUUCUGACUCUGGUAGACUUGAUUACUUAAUAUGGAGACUAUUUUGUUAUUUUAUUGACAUUAAUCGCUUUAAAAAUGUAUUUCUGACAGUGAUUUUCCCAAAAAUAUGUUUAUAUAGGUAGAGUUGUAUUUGCAUUCCACGAAGUCAUCACUUUGUGGAUGAGUGCCUUAAGCAAAGAUUCAAUAUCUACUAUGUGCCAGAUUUUGGUUCGAUGCUGAAGAUAAAGAUAUAUUUAGGCCCAUAAGAAGCUCAUAAUUUAGUGUGGGAGAUAGACGUGUAAACAAAUUAUUUGAAUGUGACAGAUUAACUACCAGAGUAAUGCGAAUAUAUGGGAAAGAAUAAAUCACUCUACCUGGGUGUAACUUAAGGUGUGGAGGAACCUACAUAAGAUUUUGAAGAAUGAAUAUUACUCUUUCAAUUGUAGAAGAGAAUAGGAUACUUCAAGGAGAAGAAUUUGUAUUGUCUGAGAUGCAUAAGGAGCAUUGUUUGCCCAAAAAAAUGGUGGCCUAGUCAACACAGAUAUGAGGCAAUGUGUAGAGCAAAAAGAAUGAGACCCUUUUGUGAUGGAGAGGCUUCAUGUGGCAAGCUCUGUGGUCAUGAAGCUGUUUGUUUCUUCUCACACAGAUGUGCAUGUGAUAUGUACCUAGUUCACAAUAUGGAAAGAACUUUGAUACAUAUAUCAUUUUUCUGAAGUACAUCUAAACACAUGCAAACACAUUGAAGUGUGGAGACUAAUCAAAGAGAAGUCCUGAAAAAUGGAAAUCAGAAUAAUCAUAAGUGCACUCAAUUCUGUGAAUUUGAGGCUUUGAAGUUUGUUUGAUUUUUAAAUGGAAACCAUGCAUUCUAUUUCUAGCAUACUUCAUUCGUACUACAAGUACGUAUUGAAUGCCUGCUAUAGUUUAGGCACUGUUCCAGGUGCUUGGGAUAUAUAAUAAAACAGAAAAAAAAACCCUGUCUUGUAUGAGGGAGACCAAUAGGAUACAAGAUAACUCAGUAAAAAUAUAUACAUAUUUAUGUAAUAUUUAUAAUGUUAGGUGGUGAUCACUACUAAGAGGAAAAUAAAAUAAGUAGGAAAAAGGACCGUUAAAUGUCCCAAAUCAGAGGAAGGGGGAAAGAGAUUUUUAGAAGGGAGGCCAGAGCAGGCAAUACUAAGAUGACUAAGUCAAGUGUUAAGAGAAGUGAGAGAGCUAUCUGUGGGGUGGAAAGGUACAGAAACCUUUGAUAGAAUAUGCUCUGUUUGCCAUGCUUAUUUGUCAUCCAAGAGUACUGGUCAAGUAGGCAGCUGGGUGUAUCGUUCUGGAAUUCAGGAGCAAACUCUAUGGUAAAAUGCACGUUUGGGAGUCAACUGCUUAUUAUAGUGUUUAAAGCCCUGAGAUGAAUGGCAUCAUCUAAGGACUGAGUGUGGAGAGAAAAGAACACUUUCUGUACUAAACUCCAGGGUGUAUUUAAUAGUUGAGGAGAUAAGAAGGAAUAUGCAAAAGAGACCAAGAAGUCACACCAGAAUGAGAGGAGGAAGAAGAGAGAGAGUGGUGUCCUCAAAGCCAAUGAAGAAGUGCUUCAAAGAGAGAAUGAUCAACUGUAUCAGGUGCAGCUGUUAAGUCAUAUAAGAUGAGGACUCACUAAUGUCCAUUGGCUUUAGUGACAUUGAGAGUUCAAGAUAAUAAAACGGAAAUGGAGAUAGAGAAUUCAGAUAAUUCUUUUAAGUUUUAUUUUGCUUUAUUUUUUUGUUUUUUACCAUAAAAAGAAGAAAUAUUUGAGAAAUAAGGCAGGAGCCAGAGAGGAAAGAGGGCCAAGAGGUGGAAUUUUUUUAAGCUAAAUGAAAAAUUUUAGCAUGCUUGUGUGUUAAAGAGAAUGAUUUAAGAGAGAAGAGGAAAUUGAUGAUUAUGGAGAGAGAGAGAGAGAGAGAGAAGGAGGGAGAAGGAGGGAGGGAGGGAGGAGGGGAGAUUUCAAUGUCUUUAAGUAGGUCUUAGAGCAUAAGAUGCAGAGCACAAACAGAGAGGCUGUCCUCUUCCAGGAAUGUGGUCUAUUCAUUCAUAUUAACAGGAACAAGGUUGCACUUAUGGGCAAACAAGGAGUUAGGUGGAGAGAUUUGGUGGUGGGAACUUCUAAAAGUUCUCUUCUGAUUGCAGCAAUUUCUCUGUGAAGAAGGAAGCAAGAUUAUGGUGGGAGAUGUAUUAGAGACUUUAAGGAGAAAUGGGAAGUUCUCAAGUCUAGGAAAGUGGGAAAGGGAGUGGUCUACAGAAUAAUUGGCAGGUAGCUUUAAGGGCUCACUUGAAAUCAGUGGUCAUUUUUCUCUAGCCACUUUGAGCAAUGUUGGUAAGAUAAGACGACAGAGCUGGAUUUAAUCAAGGUUGUGUGAAUGAUGAAGCAAGAGGAGCAAAAAAAUAAAGGUGAAUACGUUAAAGUGACUGCACUGAUAAAUGGGAGAAUUCAAGCUGGGUGGGUAAGAAAUGAGGUGACAAGAGUGUGAUGAGAGAUCAGCAUAUUGAAGAUCUCAGCAGGAUUGAAGGGCUGAGUUGGGAUUGUAGAGGACAGGAAUCCCAUGGUUGUCUGUUAGAAAGUAUUUGAUGUCAGAUUCUUCCACAAUACUCUUAGGUACCAUGAUGUCGCAUCAAAGUGUCUUAUUUUAAAAAGUACCCUCAUUUUGUGCAAACAUAGCUGCCAAAUGCGUGUAUUGCUGCCCAUUCCCACUAAUCGGUUCAUUCUCUGAACAACUGGCAAAAUGGCAAAUGCUGCUGUUGCAGCUGCUCCUAUAGUCCCAAUUGCCUCCAGAGAGAAAAAAAAAUAACUAAAUAUAUUAUAUUAAUAAAUGACAGAAUAAACAGUUAUUUACAGUGUGUUGUUAUUAAUCCACAUCAUUAAUAUUACCAGACUGAUGCUUGAGUUUACUUUUGCAAUGAUAGAACCACUUCAGUCUUUGCAGUAAUUACAGUGGGGAAUAAUUUAUGCUUACAUGAAUGGAUCCCAGACUUGGAUCCCCACUUGGCUGGCUAGAGCUCUGAUCUCCUGCCUGACUCAUGCCAGUGCUCUCCUUCAGGGGUAGUUGAGCUCUGCUUCUCACAUCCUCCAUUAUCUGGCAAGCACCACCUGAUAUAUAUCUUGUUUGAGAAAUGUGAAUUGUGCCUGACACUGAGUGUAAGUGACCUCGAAGUUACAUUCUUCCUAUAGUAUCCCGGAGAAUUCUCACAUGGAUUCUGGUUGUUUCUGACACUCUUAAAAUUAUGAUGCAGACUAAUAAUGGUGUUUGGGGUAAUAAAUAAAAAGGAAAUAUUUAUUUAAUAAAAUAAAAAGCUACAACCCUCUUGCACCCACAGUGCAAAAGCUUUGGCAAUAGGAGGAAGCAACACAAUUUUGACAGUGCUUGAAUUUUUGCUAAUGGCAAAUUUGUUUAUUGAGCUGGGGUGUUCUAUAGGGGAACAUACUUAUUUGGGUGAUCAAACAAAAGCAGCUAUACUUCCAAAUUUUACAUCAAACUAUAUGCCUUUGGCAUAUGAACUUACAUUUUUGGCAGAAUCAGGAGUUACAAGUUCCACCAACCAUACCAUCAACUGGUGCCUGAAAUUAUUUUGUCAAAUCACCAGUUGAAUUUCUUCAUGCUGUUUGUGGAUCAGACUUUCAGAGGUAUUUGUCUGCUGUGUAGAUACACAAGCCUUUUUCCUUGAAGACACACCUGGCCCCAAAAUCAUGAUUUUUGUUUUCACAUAUUCUGGGUGCUUUUAUUACAUUAAAUGAAACACGUAUUUAAGCCCAUAGACUCUUUGAAACAUGCUUAAAAGUGAAAUCAAAAAAAUUUUCAUAGAAUUCAGCUUUCCCAUUGCAAAUAUACAUUAAACCACUGCGUUAUAUGAAUGAAUAUUCAAAAUACUCGAGUACGUAUGUUUCCAAAAACAAAUGAAACCAAAUGAUUUUCCUAAGCUGCCAUAGUUACCACUGAGGCCAAACUAGAAUCCAAGACUCCUAAUUUCUGUCUAGUGUUUUUUUCCACCGUACAUACUUACAAAAAGUUAUUCUUGAGCUCAGGAUCAUUUAGUGUCUCUCCCGUUCUGAUAAAUUCUUACCCUUUCAGAAAAGCAUAUUUUUAAACUUCCCAUCUUCAAACGCUCUGCUAACUUAAGUAAUAAUAUGUGGAACAUAGUGUAAAUGAUAUUACUUUGGCCUGCAAAGGUUGAAUUUCAGUGCAUAUGAAAGCAAAUUCCGAGCUUUAUAAUACAUUUUUCAUAAUAGAGACCAUCCGUCAAGGUGAAAAAAGGCAUGCUAAAGCAAUGAGGGACAUUAAAGCAGAUAACUUGGUAACUAAAAUAUAAAAGGACUUCCUCAGGAAGCAGACCUGAAAUAUCAGGAUAUUUGCCUUCAUUCUCUGGUGUCUUUUAAUUUGUUUUAAAAUUAAGAUGCAAGUGGUGAAGGAAGCUGACUUAGUCAACAGAAGUGGUUAGUUUGAAAGCUGUUUUGAUCCAUUUUAGUGAAUCGUUUAGAAUUUAUACUUAGGCACAAAAUCUAAUUUUCCAAUUAAUUUCACAAAAGAGAUGCUUUUUAUAUUGAUUGCCCAAGUGUGUUCCCUAUUUGUGUCCAGAAUAUCUAAUUGGCUGAUGCUAACAAGCAAUGUCCUUAAAGCUAAUACUUGCUGCUCAACUUGAUACAGUUUUAGAGCCUCUAAGAAUUUUGAUGUGUACAGGCUAUACUCUGCAAAAUCAUUUUAACUUAAUGUGGAAAUGUCAGUGAGUCCAUGUUUAUCAUAAUGGACAUUUAAAGCGUAAUUUGUUUUACUUGGGCUUAUUAAUAACUGUUUUGUUACUAACUUUCAGCAUUUAUUUAUUUAUUUAUUUAUUUAUUUAUUUAUUUAUUUGAGACAGGGUCUGGCUCUGCUGCCCAGGCUGGAGUGCAGUGGUACGAUCAUGGCUCACUGCAGCCUCAAUCUCCUGGGUGCAAGUGAUCCUCCCACCUCAGCCUCCCUAGUAGCUGGGACCACAGGCAUGAACCACCAUGCCCAGCUAAUUUUUUUGUAGAUAGCAGGGUUUUGCUAUGUUGCCCAGGCUGGUCCCGAACUCCUGGGCUCAAGCGAUCCACCUGCCUCAGCCUCCCAAAGUGCUGGGAUUACAGGCCAGUUUUAAUAUUUAUAUAUAUAUGUACCAUUUCUUGUGCUCAUUUCUUCCUAAAUAUGCAAGUUUCCAUCAGAUAUCAGUUUUCUCUGGCUGAAGAAAUUCCUUUACCAUAUUUUAAAGUGUGGGUCUGUAUACCACAAGUGAUGAUUUUUACUUAGUCUUUAUUUCACCUUCAGUCUUGAAGGAUACUUUUACUAGGUAUAAAAUUCUCAGUAUAGAGUUUUUUCUAUCACCCGACUUUUCUGGCCUCCAUUGUCUCUGAGGAGAAUUUAGCCAUCAUUUGUACCAUACUUCCCUCUGUAUAAUAUGUCUUUUUCUCUGUGUUGAAGUUUUCUCUUAUUUAUCGUUUUCAAAAAGUUGAGAUUGAAUUGGUUAUGAUUUGAUUUUUUUUUUUUUUGCUAGUUAAGUGAAGCAGUGGGAGUGAAGAAAGAACAAAGAAAUCCGUAACUAGUUGUAAUCAGUUAGUUUGAUUUGAAUUUUUAGAAACUCUUCCUGCAGUUUCCUGAGAUACUGGAACCUGUAAAUGUAUGUCUCUUAACAAAUUCAGGAAAUUUUUGGCUAUUAUGUAUUUAAAUAUUUUUUCUGCCACAUUCUUUCUCUCUUCCCCUCUUAUGAAUCCAGUGAUCCAUAUGUCAUAUCUUUAAUAUUGUCUCACAGGUCACAGAGGUGCUGUUUAUUUCUUUGAUUUUUUUAAGACUUAAAGUUGGAUGGUUUUUAUUAAUCUUAUUUCGAAUUUACUGAUUAUCUGGUCUAUUAUCUGCUACAAAGCCCAGCUAGCAAAUUUUUUUUUCAGAUACUAAAUUUUUUACUCUUAGAAUUUCUAUUAUAUUUUCAUUUGUAUUUUUCUUCAGAGAUUUCCUGUCUGUUUAUUGAUUACUAUUUUCCUUUAUGUCCUUGAUCAUAAUUAUAAUAGCUGCCUUAAAAUAACUGUUAACUAAUUCCAUCAUACUGGUCAUCUUGUGGUCAUUCUCAUUGAUUUCUUUUAUUCUUGAGUAUGAGUGAUAUUUUCUUGUUUCUUCAUAUGUCUCAUUCUGUCCUGGAUAUUAUUUUGCUUUCUGUUGUGUCUUCUGAAAAAUGUUUAUUUUUUGUUUUAGCAGGUGGUUAAUCCCUGAAAUUUCUAAAUGAGUGACAUGUUUAAAAGCAGGCAUGUCUAAAUUCUGUCUUAUCUAUAGUAGGCAGCAGCUAAAAUAUUUGAGCCUUUUUAACUUUAACCAGGCUGCCUGGACUCUGCAUAGACAGAGGUAGUUCAGGACUUAGCCAGAUAUUUGGACAGAAUUUAAAUGCAGAAUUUGAGGCUGCCCUCUGUGGCUCUUUCCUUUCCAGACAAGAAAGAGAAAAGGAGACCUUGGCAGCUGGGAGCUAGCCUGGCAUUAACAGGUGGGCCUUGAUGUUGUUAGAAGUUAGCCAGGCAGUCACAAUAGGCUGUGGUAUUCCAUUACACACUAAAAAAAUUAUCAGAAUACAUUUGUUAGACAGGGUCUUUCUGUGACUAUGAUGAGAUUUUAUUUUUUUGAGAUGGAGUCCUGCUCUGUUGCCCAGGCUGGAGUGCAGCAGUGCCACCUUGGCUCACUGCAACCUCUGCCUCCCGGGUUCAAGCAGUUCUCCUGCCUCAGCCUCCCAAGUAGCUGGGAUUACAGGUGCACACCACCAUGCCCAGCUGAUUUUUGUAUAUUUAGUAGUGACGGGGUUUCACCUUGUUGGUCAGGGUGGUCUCGAACUCCUGACCUCAGGUGAUCCACCUACCUCGGCCUCCCAAAGUGCUGGGAUUACAGGCAUGAGCCACCAAGCCCAGCCUCUGUGACCAUGAUGAAUCAAGACAAAAAGAUCAUUCUAUCAUCAUGUUCAAAAACAGACAAAAUCAAGAACAUUAUCCAAUCCACAAGAAUGACUAAACUUCCCCUCUGCUGCUGAUAUAAGCAACUGCUACUUCUUUAGCAGUCUUUAGAUAAGAAAUAGUAAGAUACCCAACCACAGAAUUACUUCCACUUCUUACCAUUGAAUUCAGAGCAAAACACUGCUUCCUUGAAGAGUCCCCAAAAGAACAUAACACAAGCCCAAAUUCUAGCAUAUAUCAGACUCACCUUGUUUCCCUGUGGUAUAUGUUCUUCCUUGUUUUCUGGUGAUCUUUGAUUGAAGGGUUAUGACACAGGAUUUCCUCCUCUACUUUCUACUGUCUGUAGUAGACUAUAAGUCUGAUCUCUCAUUGUUCAAGCCAUAAAACAAUAGAACUUCUAUGCAACUUCAAGCCAUUCUGCAUGGUGCCACACGUGUGUCUGCCCUGUGGCAAAAAAUUAGAACACUGGGAUACUUACCUGGUGCCAUUACCUUUUUUCUAGUUUCUGUGUACUUUUGGUUGUUUCCCAGUGCUUCCAGAUAAUCAUAUAUUAUAGUUUGUCCUGAGUUGAUAGUUGUUAUCUCCAGGAAAUUGUUCUGUUGUGAAUUACUUCACCAUUAUCAAAAGCAGAAAUUCCCUUUGUUGCUGUUAAAAUAUAUUACUUGGUAUCAUGCAGUCUGUUCCUAAGGUGGGCAAUCUUUCUGUGAUACCACAAUUGAGUAGUAGCCAUCAUAUUUCAUUGCAGUAGGGAAGCAUUAAAUUGUAAUUGCUAAAUGAAUAAAGUAAUCUAAAUUUGGAAGCUUGAGAGGGCCAAUUAGGUCAUUCGUGUGAGGUUUGCUGGACUUCUGUCGUCCUUUUGCUGAGCGUGAGUCAAAAGACUUCUCUAAACAAUACAAUUACAAGAACGUGUUUGUCCAUUUCCAAGUCUAAUUUUAGGAAUAAUGUGAAAGUUUCAUGGAUGAAAAUCAUUACAAUAUGUGUAUUGAUCUGGCCUGUAAUUAUUUUGCUGGAAAAUAUUGAAAAAUUUCUAACCAGUGCUUUUGGGGAAAUACUUUGUCAUUAGAACAACAAUGAUGCCUUGAAAUUAAAGUUGACGUAAUCAUUAAUUUUCUGAAACUUUUUACAAAGUUUUGUACUUAGCCAUUAUAUAUCAGGGAACAAGUGGUUAUCUCAUUUCUUAUGGGAAUCAAGACCUCUAGAAGCAUAUUCUUUUUCUCUAUCAUUUAAAGUCCAGUGUAUUUCUCCCAUGGGUUAGAUUUGUCUGUGUUCUGUCUAGAGAGACAAAUCUUUAACAUUAUUUACUCUUAGGAUUUCUCUCUAACUUAUGAGUAACAUACAUCAUUAUUCAUAUAGACAAGAUGUGAGAUUUGGAAAUACUUUUGUGUUUCUUUAGCCAUUGGAUUAUAUUGAUGUAAAAUUUAAGUGCUUUCUUGUUUUUCAUUAUAUCUGUCGUAUAUCAGCAUAUUAUAGAAACCUUUAUAACACUUCUUUAGAAGUGUGAAUAUUGCUUUGCAAGAGCGAAAAUUUAAUACUAAACCUGCCCUCCAGCCUCACAAUUCUCCCAACAUUCCUAUGAUUUCUCUAGCCCACCAUAUCUGUUCUCCAGAGGAAACACUGCUGCCCUCCACAGUUUAUCUUCCUAAUGUAUUUGCUUGUGUUUUUUGUUAUGUGUAUUGUCUGACUCCCCCUACUAGAAUGCAGGAUCUGGAAAGAGAAGUGCCUGUUUUGUUUCCAGAAGUUAUCUUGUAAGACAGGAGCAGUCUUGGCAUAUAAAAAUUGCUGUCAAUUCGUUAGUUCAACCAUUGUGGAAGACAGUGUGGUGAUUCCUCAAGGAUCUAGAACCAGAAAUACCAUUUGACCCAGCAAUCCCAUUACUGGGUAUAUACCCAAAGGAGUAUAAAUCAUUCUACCAUAAAGACACAUGCACACGUACACACAUAUGUUUAUUGCAGCACUGUUCACAAUAGCAAAGACUUGGAACCAACCCAAAUACCCAUCAAUGAUAGACUGGUUAAAGAAAAUAUGGCACAUAUACACCAUGGAAUACUAUCCAGCCGUAAAAAAGGGUGAGUUCAUAUCUUCUGCCAGGACAUAUAUGAAGCUGGAAACCAUCAUUCUCAGCAAACUAACACAAGAACAGAAAACCAAACACUGCAUAUUCUCAUUCAUAAGUGGGAGAUGAACAGUGAAAACACAUGGAGAUGGGGAGGGGAACAUCACAUACCAGGGCCUGUCGGGGUUGGGGGCUAGAGGAGGGAUAGCAUUAGGAGAAAUACCUAAUGUAGAUGACAGGUUGAUGGGUGCAGCAAACCACCAUGGCACGUGUAUACCUAUAUAACAAGCCUCCGUGUUCUGCACAUGUAUCCCAGAACUUGAAGUAUGAAAAAAAAUUCUCAAUAUGUAUUUCUUAAAUGAAUGAAGAAAAAUUGUUUAUAUAAAUCAAAUUUUUCUUUGGAGGAAGUAGCAGGAGUUCUCCCUGCCUCCUUCCUCUCUCUCUUCCCUUUAAACUAUCUGCCAGCAUCAUCUAUAUAAAGCACAGUCCAGGUCUUUUUUAAUCUUUCCUCAAAAAUCUUUAACAUCUCCCCAGUGCCUAUAAAAUAAAAUCCAAACUCCCUAGCUUGGCAUUUGAGGCCCUCUGCAAUCUAUCCUUAUUCUGCCAACAAUUUCAUCAACCAACGCUCCCCUUAUGCUUCAGCUCUUUCCAGUGUGAUCUUUGGGCUUUCUUUCUCAUUGACAUGUUUAAAUGUCGUCUUUGUUUUGUGGCCUAUGCUGAUUACCUUAUUUCUAAUGGAAACCACAUUCCCCAUCUCCCUUUCCUAGAUUUCCUUUUCUCCACGUGCUUAUUACCUUCUAAUAUACCAUAUGAUUUACCUACUAAUUACAUUUAUCUUGCUUCCUCCCGAAAACAUAAGCUCCAUGAAAACACGACUUUGUGCCUGUUAUGGUCUCUUUAAUAUCACCACUGUUUAGAAUAGUGCCUUGCCUCUAUAGCUUGGACACCUUUUCCCUCUACUUAGAUUUCCCUUCCCUGAACUCCAUGUAUGUAAAUCCUACCUGUUUGCCAAGGCUUAGCUUCAGUGCUAUCUCAGCUGAAAAACUCCCCCACUCCUCUGAACUUGGGUGAAGAUCAUUUCUUCUUCUCUGAACAUUGGCAUCAUUUAACCAGAAACUGCUUUUAUAUUGUUGAAAAACUGUUUUCUUGCUUGUAUUUGGCUAUUUAUGUGCAUUUCUUAUCUCUCCCACAACCAUGCCUUAAAAAUAGGUUUCACCACUAGCUCAUCUUUACAAUUUUAGUAGUACUUAGUACUCCAUGUAUGUAGUAAAUGCUUGACAAAUAUGUGUUGAAUAAUAGCAGCAUGAAUAUGCUUACACAGAACUUUCUAAAGAAAUAUAUGAACAAGAUUCUUGAAUUAUGCAAAACCCAUGUGAAAAGGUAUUUUGAUUUUUGAGCUUGAUUAUUUUCGGGGAAAAUCCAAUUAUGUCUUAAACUUAAUGGAGUGAAAAUAUCCAAUAAGAAAAAAAAUGUAUUUGAAAUCUUUCAUUUUAUAUUCAGAACCCAGACUAUGUCCUAUCGAUAUCUUUUUUACAUCAGAGUAAUUUCCUUCUUUCAAAGCAUUUGUGCCAUACAAAUUGUUUAUUCACAAACUAAUGUCAUGUCCAGCUACCCGAAAUGGUUUGUAAUUUAAUUAAGGAAAAUAUAAUUAAAGACACAAAUAACAUAGGAUUUAUAUCAAGCAGUAAAUGUAGAUUUGCUGUCACUUGGGUUUUACACUUUUUCAUAGUGUAUGUCUUGGCAUUAAUGAAUCACCUUAUAUUAAACAGAAUUGGGAGCGAUAAUAGGACUGCGCUCAUAAGACAGAAGACUGAAAGCAAUUUGAUGAGGAUCUUAUCCUUCUUUCCUUUUUAUGGAAUUCCAGAAAAAACCUCUAUCACUGGAUUAUAGUUGAUUUCAAAAGUUUCUUUUACAGUCAUUUUCCUUAUAUCCAUGGCCAAUUACCAAACUAAAAAUGGCUCCCUCUGUUCUAUAUGAAAGUUUCAUAAUUCCAAAGUUCAAUAUUCAUCACUAAGUCCUCAACGAGGGAAGAUUUGAAUACUUGUUUUAAGAAAGUUUUUUUUUUUUUUAAAUCCUCAAGGUAAAAGUAUUUUCAAAGUAAUCAAACCUGGGCUUACUCAGUGGAAAAGUGGUAAUUAGUAUGGUCUCUUUUGUGAAGCUGGUUAAAAGCUGAUGUUAAAAGAAAUUAUAACUCUGAUAGAAUUAUGCUCAAAGUGUUAAGUGAAUGUGUCUCAGAGAAUCAUUGAUAUUGAGUGCAUAUAGUACCACAGAAUUCUGAAGUUAUGUCAGUGGAGUAGCCAUAUGGUGGUAUGUAAUAAAAUGUAGUUUCCAAACUCUUCACGUAGAAACUUACAGUCUUGGCUCACACCAGGAGCCCCCUCCCUUUCCACCUGUCCCAUGAAAGCCUUUGGCAGGAAAACAGGCCCUGUGCUAACUCCCAGGGACACAUAUUCAUGCUUGUUUUCUUCAGUUCUGUGCCCAACCUCACUCAGUCACCACGGAUGCAGCUUUGAGUAAAACAGACCAAACCUUCUAGUGAGAUCAGGGCUGGUAUGACAGGGAGAGAUUCUGCGUUAGUUGAGCAGCUCCUAGGAGAGUGGACUACUCUCCCUUGAUUCUUAAACUUACUGAGGAGCAGUAUUAGGAUAUUUUACCAGCACAAAAUUAGAUAUCCCUUAACUUCCUUUAUUUGAUUUUUUUUUUCUGGUUUAGUCGACUAUGCUUGCAAUUGGUAACCUCUUGUUAAUGGAUUCUGUUUCUAAGGGUUUUAUCACCUCAUCUGAUACCUAAAAUGUCUGGAGCACAAUGACAUUCAAUAAAUAUUUAUUGUGUCUAUGAACAAACAUGAAUAAAUGAUUCAAAUAAUGCAUUUCUUAUAUGACUCUUUCCACUGGUUUAGAUAAAAACCAAAGAUCUUUGGUAGUAGAAUUAUACUAUUUUUAGGUUCAGCUCAUGCCUUAUGGGAUCACUAUAUAAAACCGCAUUAUUUAAUCCCUUUUGAGAGAAAUCAAUAGUACCAGGUCAGUAUUAUAAAGAUAGCUUAUUUGCAUUGCUACCACCUUGCCAAUUGCACAAGCCACGAGAAUUCUGAAAAUUAGGAAAACUGCCCAAUUUAAGCAUAGUGAAUAUUAUCAUCAACCUGGCGCUGACCUGGCUGGCUGUGAUGCGUAUGUGCACUUGGUAUAUUUCCUCUGAUCUAUCAUUUGGACUCCCUUUUUGACAAUUUGAAGGUCUUAGAAAUUGAUUAGUGGUCUUUAAACCACAGUGAUCAACAGUGGCAAAAUAAAACACAAUAAUAGUUAUUUCAUCUUUUAUUGUAAUCAGGAAAAAUUAGAUAUUUCCAUGCCAGAUUAUAGUUUAUGCAUUUAAGUGUUCUUAUUUUUCCUUAGUGAAAGUGGAGAGAAUUGGGGGUGGGAAGCACAUAAUUAAUAUGCUUUGUAAAAAAAACUAGAAAACUCUCAGACUAAAUCAAAACCUGAUACCUGUAUAAAACAUUAAAACCUGUACUUUGGAACAAUGUGCUUUAAAAACAAAUUGAGGUGCUAGUGGCAUGGAAGAAAGUCCAAAUGCAAAUGAUGAGGAGACAGCUAUGAAAUGUAGGUUGGUUGGCUGCAGUUCUGCCCAUGAAGCACUAGCUGGCAUUAGUAUGAAAUUUAAAUUCACUUCUGUGCUGGUGAUUGCCUCUUUGGAACUCAUUAAACAUUCUUUGGCAUCAGAUUUUAGACUGAGUAAAGCCAUAGAGCAUGAUCCAGGCAGAAAUUAACCUCAGGGCCUAUAAGCUCCUGUAACUGAGCAGCUAAGAAGUUGAUGUUCUGUCCCGGAAUAAGAUUCUCAGAAAGGGUGGAGCUUGAGAGGGAGCUUAGAGUUCAAAUCUCACAGCUGGAAAUCAAGCCAAGAGCAGUGUAUUUGACUUCGUUAGUAUUACUGCUCUUUUGGUUUGUAUGCUAAUCUUUUGAGCUUCAUCAUUUCAGUUUCUGCCUGAGAGCUGGCUCUUCAAAAACUUUAAGUGAAAUGACAGUCUACAAAAUUGCUCUUUGAGAACAAUUAAACAAAGUCAGGAGGCAUGCAAUAUUUUUAGCAAUGGGUAAAAGGGAUCAUUUAAUUAUGACAAAGUGAAGCUCAUAGUCUUCAGAAUUGUUUCGACAGAUCUGAUUGUUAUGUGACAAGUUUUGGAUGGUGGCUGGUUUCUACAGCCUAGCUGAGCUCAGAUGGUAUAUAGAGGAAAUAUUGCCAAGAUAAUGAAUGAGAACUUAGGAGCUAUACGGAAUUACUCCUGACAAGACAGUAUUUUCUUUCUGUUCAACAGGUGACUGCAGAAGAGAUCCAUUGAAAAAUUACAUUAACUGAUACCACUAUCAACUCAUAAAGCAGGAUAGGGAGAGUAAGACAAUACUCAAAGAAAAGAUGCCUAGAAUACCAAGCAAAUGAUUUUCUGAGUAUCCCAGUAAUGUUGUAUUCACUUCUUGAAAUAAGGGAAAUAGUAAGUGGUCAUUAAUAAAAUAAGAUAAGAAGUGAUAUCUUUAAUUAAAUGGGCAACUUGUUCUUAUUACAGCUGUUCUGACUGAUUAUGAUUAACUGCCAAUUCUGAGACUUGACUCAUUAAUUCUUCAGUGUACAGGACUUAGGAGCAGAAUAUUGCAUGAGACACAACUUACCAAAUCCUCUGGAAAUAACGUUGUUGUUGUUUUUUUUUUUAAAUCAAGAUCAACUAUAUUUCAAUUAUUAGAAAGCACACACCUUGACCACCUUGACAUGUGGAGAGAACAACACACAGAUUUGGAGUAGCUAUGAUGCAAAUCAGGAUAGUAGAGUUGGGAACAGAAAGCUUGCCUCAUAUUGAAGGACCAGCAGGAGUUGGGCCUCUGCUCUCACCUCUCAUUGAAUCUUUUCACUGGUACUGUGGGAAAUGCACAGGCCUUGCAAUCAAACUGCAGAGGUUCAAAUCUGAGCUCUACCGCUUAGCAGCUGUGGGCAUUGUGGUACAUUUUUCAUUCCAGUUGAGACUUAUUUUAUAUGUAAAAUGAGGCUGAAAUAACAAACCAAUAGGAUUGUUAUGAAGUAUGCAUGAGAAGAAAAAAGCACAGGAUUAAAGUUCUGGAGUCAGAUAGUCUGGGUUGUAAUCUUGGCUCAAAUGUUUAUAAGUUGGUUGACUUGGUGCCUUUGUUUUCUUGGGUAAAAUGCAGAAGUUCUCUUGGUCCUGUGCUGUAGCGUUGAAUAAUCGUGUUAAUGUUUGUUAGGCACCAGAGCCAUCCUGGUACAUAGUCAGCUCUAACUAUUAUUACAAACAGGACCUGGGAAAAUACUUAACAUAUUGUAAAUUCUCAAUAAAAGGAAGCUGUUGUGAUUACUGUGGUUUGUUUCUGCUAUUAGUUCCUAUCCGGAAGCACUAUGUUCUUGAUUUUUGCAUGUCUAUUUUUUCUAUUUAGCCUAUAUGACUAAAUUGUCUGUAAGUUUUAAAACCAAAUCACUGCUAAAGUUUAAAAGUGAAGGCAGGAGUAUUGUCCUCCUUGCAUACUGUGAUAUUAAUCCAAAACAGUACUUAAAAUAAAAAUUUACCUAUUAAGCACAAAUCUAUAAGUAGAAGAGAUUUUUUUUCCUUCACUUCAUAGAAUUAGACUCAUGCAAAGUUCCCAGCAGUCACAACUUCAUACAAACCACAACGAGAAACAAGGUACCAAAUUAAAUGAGAUACGUUUUUUUGUUAGUGGGACUAGCAGGGAAUGAAGAAACCAAUACUAUGUUUUAAUAUUUAAACAAUUAAAUUCAUAUUCCAUAAGAUGAAUCAACCAGAUUAAUAAGAAAAUUUGCAAAUGAAACUAAAUGUGGAAUUCCUGGAAAAUGCCAGUAAAAACAGAAAUUAGCCAGUGAGGUAAGAAGUUAAAAAUGAGAUAAACAAAAAAAUUCAAAUGGGAUGAAAACUAAUGAUACUAAACAAGGAUGAUAUUGCUAUUCAAAUAAGAUAAAGUUUAAUGGUGACUAUUUUUUCUUUAUAAAAUUAGCGUGGAAAAAAUUUGACUCAUUCAUAAAGAAAUUCUAUGACGAAAGAGGAUAUCAAUGGGUUUUUUGACCUCUUGAAAAUAUAUCUUUAUUGUUUUUACCUACUCAUGUUAAAAAAAUACAUACAUAAAUGUAUGGUGAUUUAAAAGACAAAAAGAAAAUUAAAUUUUAGCAUUUCUUCUCUUUAUGUAAAGUAAUUUUCUAACAUUUCAAGUUAAAGAAGGCUCAUGCUCUUUAGAUUGACAAAAAUAAAUACUCAUACACAAAAAGUAGAUUAAAAAGAAUGUGUGAUCAAAGAGGAAGUUAGGGGCUUCAAAGUUUCAGAUAGAAGGUUAGACUUUUCAGACAGAAGGAAAAAAAAUGGAAUGGUAAGAAGGCCUUCCCAGAAAUGGUUCAUUGGAAUAGAGAACUGUUCAGUAUGGAGAUUAAAAAUGGAAAAACAGAUUUCCUUCACAUUGUCUUUCAGAGGCUGAUGAGUCUUUGAAAAACAGAAUUGUUCACCUAUGCUUAUAAAGCCUUUUGGUGCAUGACCAUGCCUGUAGACACCUCUCCAUUUUUUCAUUUAACAAAUAUGGAUUUAUGCUUAGUAUGUGACAGAUAUUAUAUUACAGUCUAAAGACACAAAGAAAAAUAAUACCUGUCAUCAAGGAGGUUACAGUCCAGUAGAAGAAAUGGGCAUGCAAAAAUAAAGAAUUAGAUCUCAUAAUUGGAGUACUAGAAGUGCAAAAUGUACUGCAGGCACAAAAGAAAGAACACUUAACCCUUUCUGGCUGUACCAGGGAAGAUAUUAAAAGGUGUGUCUUGAACAAGGAAGGUUCUUUUUUUGGUGAAAUGCUUUGCAUUUUUAUUGUACGAUUCAUUGUCUCAUUAGCUAAACCAUUUAGCACUUGUGUAGUGCUUCACAGAUUACAAAGUGCCUUCAGACACAUUAAACAUAAAGUACAUUUUAUUAAACAGUAGUUCCUUUUUAGGCAUUUUGAUUGCAGCUUAUUGAUUUUGUCUUUAUAGGCACUAGACCUAUAUCUCUAUAGGGUUCUAGUAGAGGAGGGGAUGUUCUAGUUACUAUUCCUGCAUAACAAAUCACUUCAAAACAUAAUGAUUUAAAACAGCGAUAAUCAUUUCAUUAUUUCUCAUAAUUUCUGUGGGUCAAGAUUUUGAGAAGCACUUGGCUGGAUAAUUCAGACUCAUGAUCACUCACACAGUUGUGGUCCCACUGACUGGAGCUAGGACAAGAGAGGGCUGGAGCAGCAUGGGCUGGCUGAGAAUCUCUUUGUCUGCAUGUUGUGUUAGGGCUUCUCCAUGUGGUCUGACCACAUGGGUUAGUUUGGUCAGAGGCCACCAUGCUGUGGGGAAGCCCAAUCAGACUACUUGCAUCCUGGGUCAGGGUCCCUUACCAGCAAGGUGGAAGCUGAAUCGAUUUUUCUAGCCUUAUUUUGGAAGUCACACUGCAUCAGUUGAGUCACUAUCUAUUGGUCACAAGCAAGCUACAAAUUUAAGAGGAAGGGAACUAGAUUUAACUUCUUGAUGGAUGAGAGGCAAGGUUCUAGAAGAACAUUUGAGAUAGGGGAUUUUCUUGUGGGCAUCUUUGGAAAAUACAUCUUUACAUCUUCAUUCAAGCUUUGAGUAAAUAAAUUAUUCUUCUUUUAACAAAGAUGGCAUGGGAUCUUAUCAGAAAAUUAUCCAAGCCAGAGGGAAAUUACUAAAUUUUACCUGUUUUUAAACUGAGUUUUAAAAUUUCAGUACCUGCCACUUUCUAACAAAACAGAUAAAAACACGAUAGGAUAGAUAAGAAGAAAUUAAUUUGGCAAGGAGGAAGGAUUUUCUGACAUGCUUAGCCAUUGACCCUUAGAAGAGGUUACCACAGGAAACAGAAGAAUCAGUUUCUCUGGAGGUUAAAAACUGAUGGUAGAGGAAUUCUGUGAAUCUCACUUGUUGUCAGUGUAGUCCCAGCUGGAGGAAAGAGAGAGAUUGGUAACCUUUUUAGGCCUAUUCUUCUGAAUUCACAAGGUAUAGAGAGAUUGUCUGGGUAACCUUGGAAAGGUCUUUUGGUCAAUUAAAAGGCUUGUUUUUAUAUUAUGUAUUUAUUUCUUUAUCAUUCAUUCUUUAUUUUGAGCACUAUGUUUCAUAAAAAAAAGUUCCAAUUUUCUACAUGUACGGUUCUACCCAAUGCAAUUACCAAAAGGGCUUUCCAGAUCCUGAUUACUGUCCUUUGAUAAUAACUAGAUAACUAGAUGAUUAAUUUCUAGUUAUUAAUCAAAGGACAGUAAUCAGGAUUAUUAGGAUAAUUAUCCUUCGUGAUAACUUAUAAUUUAAGGCAUUUUUUUGGCAUGACUGACAAGGCAAGUAACAGAUUAUCUAUGGAUGAUAGUUUUGUGUUUAUAAGUGCAUUGGUAUCUAUAUGUAUAGGUCGUCAUAUAGAGAGGUUAAGUGGUACCAAAUAUUUUGCUUUACUUGCAUUAUUUGAUUUGAUUUUAAACAACUCUAGUAUAGUUAGUAUCCCUAUUUCACAGUUGAUAUAAAUAAGGCAGACAGAAGUUAAGUAACUUGUCCAAAGUAAAGAGGCAAAGCUAAGAUUUAAUCAAAUUCCACUAACUCUAGAGCCUCACUGCUGAACAAGGUACUGUACUAUUUAUUAUUAACAGUGAAAUGAGUACUCAAUCUUCCUUUCUAAGUUUCUACUGUAUUUUCAAAUAAGUCUGCAGUCUGGAAUUUAUAAAUCAGAAUCCCUCAAUGUCAUUAAAGUAUAGGCCAGAUGCUCCUUUAUCUGGUAUGCAAGGCCUUUUAUGAUCUAACCCCCCUCCCGUGUGUGUGUGUGUGUGUGUGUGUGUGUGUGUGUGUGUGUGUGUGUGUGUGUUUCAACUUUUUUCUUCUAUUCCUCCAAAACAGGCCUCUCUGUUUUGUUCUAGCCAAAUGGGUAGUUCUCAUGCUGUUUCUUCUACCAGACACUGUCACCUCACUCUCAUUACGUUCUUUCUAGUAUUUAAACCUGUUUGAAAGCUGUCUCUUCUAUGAAGCUUCUUAGAUUACCCAACAAGAAGAUAUUUCAUGAGAAUUCCUAUAGCUCUUACUUCCUGUAUGACUUGUGAGAAAUUUGUCAAUGUUAUAAUUGCUGUUUAUGUGUAUAGAAUCUCCCCAAUCAAGUUAAAAACUCCCGGAUGGAAAAAAAAUGGCUGCAUUCUUUGCUUUUUUUCUAUCUUCAAAUCCUGGCACAGUGUGCCACAAAUCUACACUUUUUUCGAUGUUGAUUAAGUAGUCUAACUUCCUUGUAACCAAUUUCUGUCUGAAUUGGGCGGCAUCAUUCUCUAUUUCCAAGGCCUGUUCUUGAGAAUAAUAUUCUUCUCAGGUUUAAAAUAAUAUUAUAAUAAUUAUGUGACUAAAAACUUUUGAGAAAAUGUUGCUAUUAGCAUGGGGGUGCUUUCUUUGUUUGCUUUCACAUAUCCUUAUUCAGUAUACAUUUUAAUGACUCUAGGAUGCUCAUUCUGUCAGAUAAAGAACAUAAUUAGGUAUACUUUGUUUACACAAUUGAGCAAAAAGAGUCUGGUCUGAAUUACUUAAUUGACUGGUCUCUAGUAUCAGUGAUGCUAAAAACUGAACUGAAUUUCUGAGCAUAAUUCCCUAGCUGCUUGUGCUUUUUUCUAGGACUAUAGAUUGCACACCUAAAACUGGACAGUCAUCUGACAUAACUGUGCUGUUAUUUAAUGAGACAAUCAGACAGUACAAGUACCAUCGCUUCUGUAUACGAAGGAAGAUAAUACUGCGAUUAAAGAUUUUGAAUGUUAGUCCUAGAACUCAAAACUUGACUCACAUCCCAUUUCUGUUACUAUUUAGCAAACAAGAUUAAACUAUUGUCCAUUUACUGAUAACCUACUUUGCUGUAAAAAAGAUUUUAACAAUUUUAUAAAUAUAUCAAGGUAUGUACUGUAACAAGAAAACAUCAAUUUUAACCAAAUGGCAAAGAUGAGGUUAGGUGAUAACAAGGAUAAGGGAAUAAAAGAGACCCCAGAAUAAGGCCAGUAAUAGAGAUAGAUGUCAGGUUAUCAUACAAUAUUUGUUUUUUGUUUUUUUUUUUUUAGACAGAGUCUGGCUCUGUCACCCAGGCUGGAGUGCAGUGGCGCGAUCUCGGCUCACUGCAAGCUCCACCUCCCGGGUUCACGCCAUUCUCCUGCCUCAGCCUCCCGAGUAGCUGGGACUACAGGCGCCCGCCACCACGCCCAGCUAAUUUUUUGUAUUCUUUUUAGUAGAAACGGGGUUUCACCGUGUUAGCCAGGAUGGUCUUGAUCUCCUGACGUCGUGAUCCGCCCGCCUCGGCCUCCCAAAGUGCUGGGAUUACAGGCGUGAGCCACCGCGCCUGGCCAGGUUAUCAUACACGCUUACUAAGAGUGGGCUGCACAUUUCACUCUGCUUACCGACGUGAAGAGGGAAACCCGUUCAAGUUCAUUGUCAGUUUUACUGAUUUGCGGCGCCUAUUAAAAACAAACCAUUUGCCGAGGAGGUGUGCGCCUACGUAGAGAACUAAGAAAUUGCUUUCACGAGGCUUUAAGAAGAAAACACCGUUUAAGCCCUAGGAAUGAUUCUGGGUAAUAAUUAUAAGCCAAUAGAAGCUUUUUCAACUAAAGAAUUUUAAAGAUAAAUUAAUACUAUUUUUGUUAGAGGUAGUGAUUUUGCUUUCUGUCAUGUGCUCGUGUUUCCUACAUGGGCAACUUAUGACUUCUCUGUUGAUCUAUCUGGUUUCACAGUGCUAAUCUUCUCCAAAACUCCAGAAAAAUCUCUCAUUUCAGUAGUGGCACCUCGUUCUAUCACCACAUUCUCAAUUCUACCAUUGCCUUCAGAAUGGCACUUAAAACAUUGGCCAGCUUGCCUUAUCUUUGUUUCUAAGUUUCUAUCACGCUGCCAGCUACCUACCCGCAACCCCAACUGCUCUGCAUUCCUAUAUUCAAGUUCGGUGUUUGACGACCUUUGGCCAGAGAUGUUUUUUGCCAUGGAUUUGGGGCUGUAGAAAUGGCUAAAAGAAAGCUCUCCCCUCAACUGAAACAUAGCAGCUCGACUUUUCUCUGUUUUGUUGAUUAUAAUUCCAUAUAUAAAUUCACUGAGGGGGAAAAAAGCAUUCACCUGCCUUUAAAAAAUUAAUACUUGAAAACAAUCAAUGCUCUCUGAAGUCCCUUUGAGGUGUAGACACUGAAAAUGAGAUCAGCUAAACUGAGUAUCUCUUUUCAUGCAUUGUCCAAAUUAGUUUUCUGUUUCCUAGAUUCUCUAUGUUUGUGCUACCUAAAUUUAUUCUUGCUUUGAGCUGUAAGCACAUGCAGUAAGUAUUUUAAUGAGUUAUGUAUCUAUAUUUUUCUUUUUCUUAUGUAGUUUCUUCUUUCUUAUUUACUCACUUUGGCUGCCAUGCUACAGAUUUCUUCACCCUUUCUUUUUAUUCUUCCCCCAAAAGAAAUACAUGAUCUUCCAUCUAAAGGACAAUCGUUUGUAAGCCAUAUGAGACAUUCUUCAACAACACAUUUCACACAUUUAUUUUAUUCUCAAUAUUGAAGUUGAGCCAUCCUUUUUUCAUCAUGAACAUCCUCCUUUAGAGUUCACUGGGUAUGAAGCUGGAGCAACUGCUAAUAAAUUCAUUACACCAUCCUUAAUCAUACCAAUAUCAUAAAAUGCACCCUUUGAAAUAUAAUAUUAGCCUGCAGUUUUAUUGUGGCAGGAAAGACUAAUGAUUUGUUAGCAAACUAAGCAGAAAGAUAUCUUGACAAUGGAAAAUAAAGGGCAUCAAUACCAUAAUGUGACUUGUUUAGGAAGUCAAAUGUUUUUACCUGAAAUAACAUAAAUUACCCUAAAUUAGAAUUAUAUCUGUAGAAAUAAAAUUAAGUGCCUGUAUUACCAGAAAAAAAAGUCUUAAAAUAUUACAUCAAAAAGUAAAAGAACAGAUUUUCAGGCUAUGACAAUUCUUAAUUUAAUUGAACAGAUUCUUAAAGCAUGAAUCACUUUUCCUCUAAUACUACAUCCCCAGUCUUUCAAGAAAACUUGCAGGUACAUGGAGGAAAUUGCUUCAGCCCUCUGUGACUUAAAUAAUAGUCAUAAAUGUGACUUAAAGUAUCUUAAUAUGAGAUAUGCAUAUAUUAUAUAGUUUAUGAAAGUCUGAAAUUAAUUUACAAUAAUAAUAAACUUAUGGUACCAAAGCUUUUUUCUGUUAGAGAAUAAUUCCUCUAUUUUUUGGAAAUUUCAAUCUCUGAAAUUUAUUUGUAAUGAAAUGUAUUGCAGUUAAGUGGGAAAGGCAUGGCCUUUGGGUCAGAGUAAGCAGGGUUUUAAUAUUUUCUCCUUACCACUAAGUGAUAGCCAUUCUCAAAUGUUUUGGUUUCAGGUGCACUAUUAAAAAUUAUGAGGACCCCAAAAAUAUUUUUUUAAAUGUGGGUCAUAUCUGUUAAUACUUACUAUGUUUGAAAUUAAAACUCAACUACUUUAGAAAUAUUUAUUCAUUUACAAUAACAAGCCAUAAAAAAACAAUUUUUAUGAGACAUAACUAUAUUUUCCAAAACAAAAAAUAGUAAAAAGAAUGUAUUAUUUUAUAUUUUUUGCAAACUUAUUUAAUUUCUGGCUUCAUAGAAGACAGCUGGAUUCUCAUAUCUCUUUCUACAUUCAGUCUGUUGCAAUAUGUUAUAUUGGUUGAAGUAUAUGAAGAAAAUCUGCCUGACACAGAUAUGCAGUUGGAAAAGGAAGGAGUAUUUUAAUACCUUUUUAAGUAAUUGUGAAUAUUCUUUAAUGCUACACCAAAACUUUGAUUAGUGGUAGUUUCUUAAAGGUUAGUUGCAAUGUAGAAUCGAAAACCAUAUCAAUGAACCUUUAUUUUUUGUACUCAGUUAAAUUUAAUUCCAAUGGUGUAUCUUGCAUUUUGAAUGAAUCUUUUUUGCAUGCACGAGUUUGUAACAUCAUGCAUUGCUCAUUGUUUCACUGAAUUAUGCCAAUCUUUCUAAUGUUGACACAUUUAUAACAGUUACCUCUUUAAUUUUGCCACUCUUUUCCUCAGAGAAGAUUUUAUAUAUUGGGAAGCUUAUCAAAUGGGCAGUGGCAGAUAAAAGUUUCCCCAAAUUAUAAUUUAGCUCUAAAGCUCAAAUUUUAUUGGUAACAAUCACUGUCAAUUGUUUUCUUUGAAAUGUCAGGUUUACUUUAUCUUCAAGAAAAUGUCUGCCAAAUACUCAAGUCUGAAUAGCCAUAGUUUAUCUGUCAGUCAUUCAUUCAAGUAAAAACAGUACUUCAUGCACAAAGUGUCUAGUUCAGCUUGCAACUCAAACAAUUGCACAGGUGCUUUCACAAACAUCAUAUUUAGGUAUGAAGUAAGUUACUUGCAUUUUUCAUUUUGUCACAUGGAAUAUUAAAAAGAUAUAUAAUCAAGAAUUAUGAUUUAACAUUUUUUUUACUGUUUGGUCAGGGACAUUCUUAAAAGACUUCGACACUCUGACACUCCCCCCACCCCCAGUUUUCUGGCAGUGUACUGUUAGCACAGCUGAUGCUGCCACUGCCUUGAUUUGUGAUAAGGUACCAGCAGUUAUACUUGCCACUGCUUCUGUACCAGCAUGCAAAUAUCAACAUAGAAAAGGGAGGACAAUAAAGUAUUAGUAUUAAUACUAUUAUGAAAUUGAUUUUGACCUAAUGAGCCCUCUUCAGGUUCUUAGGGACCCUCAGGGGUCUACACACUACAUGUUAAGAACAUCUAUUCUAGGGUUAUGACCUCUUUAAGAUUGUUGCCUCACUAAUGAAAAUAAGAAUAAUGAUAUAUGCAUUGCAUAUUGUUUGGACAUUUAAGUCUGGAAGUAUGGUUCUUAAAAAUGUAAGUUUCUGUUCCUUGUUUUCCAAAUAUUAACCUCUGAACAAAGCCAGUAUUUCUUCAGGCAGAGCGUCGCUAAAGUAAUGUUAGUUAUUCUUACGUUUAGAAUAUGAAUCUAAUCUGUUAAAAUAUAUCUCUAAGUUUCUUUUAUAGAAAAAAACUGUUAUUAGAUACUCUCUGGAAAACUAAUUGGUGUAUUUUCUCACUUUGGAAGAAUUUCAGGAAGUGUAUUUAGAGUACCAAUUUAACUGAAUAUGUGAUUCUUUUCAGGUAUUGGUACAUUUGAUAUUCAUUGGUUAUGUGAGAUGGUUUAUCAAUAUGUGAUCUUAUCUCUCUUUGUGCUUAUUCAUGAAUUCGUAUAAUAUUUCACGUCUUCUUCCUAUUAGAUCUUGAGCAUCUUGACUCAAAAAUGUGUUUUCAGAACAUCACUUAGUACACAGUACUUGAUCAAUAAUGAUUGUUAUGUUUAUAAGGAACCUAUUUCCUCCCUAUUACCUCACACACAUUCGGUCUACUUUCUUGUACAAAUUGUUGGUUGUAUACACUAGAAAGACAAAAUUUCUAAUAUUAAGCUAAGUGAAAUGGUGUUUUAAAAGUAAAUCUAUUAGAUUGGUGCACAUAUGUGCAUUUAUAGUAUGGUUUAGGUAUGGGACCUAUAAACCCUUGAGGCUGCUCUCCUCCAUUUCAGAUAAUCAGAUUAAACAUUUUAAAGGAAAAUAAAUCAGAACUCAUUUAGGUUUAUUUAAAUUUAUUAAAAGUUCACCUAACACACAAAGGCACUCAUCAGUGACAAUAUGUUUUGCAAAGAUUUGUUCUAUAAGAGUGUGAGUCAUCCAAAAUUGUAGUCAUCUCUGUUGGAUAAUUUGGAAGCAUUAUUUCUAAGAUGGAACAAGGAAAACCAAUGCCAAUGUUCUAAUAAGUUGCUCAGUGGUUGAAUGGUUUUUAGAAAGUAUAUUAAUGAAAGUAUUGCAUGAAAUAUUUGAAAAGGACAACUUAGUAAAUUUAUUUUUUCCUAUCUCAUAGUCCAGUUAGCUGUUACUGUUGUUGUAUCCUGGAAUAGGACAUAAAACUUCUGGGAAGAUCUGUAGACACCCAUUUCUAUGAAAGUCCUUCAGGGUUGUCUGUAUGUGAGGCCAUCAAAUAAUGCAGUGACUUGUCUUUCUCUUACAAGGUAAAACAAAGAAAUAUAAGGUCUUCUGAUAUACAUUAUAAUGUAAUUUUUCUACCAUAUUAAAAAUAUCAGUAAAAAAAUGGCAGAACUACUGGGCAAUCUGUACACACAUGGAAAGAUAAGAAUUUGUCAAUAAUUUUCAAAAUAGGCAGUGGAAGUGCAAGAUGUUUCAUGUAUUGUAGAUUUAGAUAGUCUUUACAAAAAGCCAAUUUAAAAAAUUUACCACCUACUUAUACGUAACGAAACUCGACACAGAAAAGUUAUGUAUCAGUUAGAUUUUGCUGCUCUGUAACAGACAAUCACAAAAAUCUCAGUGGCAUACAACAAAGAACAUUUGUUUCUCAUAUGUGUGCAGGGUUCACUGAACUAGGCUGGGCUUAGUUCAGUGGUUUCGCUGAUCUCUCCUGGGAUCACUCACUGACCUCAGGAUGACCACAGGCUCUGUGCUAGGCUGGGCUUGGUUGGCAUCCCUUAGCUUUGACAGAUCUGCCCCCACGUGUUUUUCAUCCUUUUCCUGGGACCAACAGUCUAGUCUGGGCAUGUUCUUCUCAUGGCAAUGGCAAAAGUGCAAGAAGGAAAGCGGAAACAUACAAGACCUCUUGAGGUCUAUGUUUGUCACUGUUAUGCUGUCACUUCUGAUUUGUCCUGUUGUCUGAAGCGGGUCACAUAGGGUGGUCAAAUGUACUUUGCUCUUACAGGAAGUACUCAAAAUUCACUUGACAAAGGAAUGACUACAGAGGGGGUGAAUUAUUGAGGCCAUAAAUGCAAUUAAUAUUCCACACUGUAUUGCCUUGGGUCCUAUAAAUAGUGGCUCACUGAGGUAGGUCAAGAACAUAAGCCUCUUUAGGCAACUGCUUUCUCAGUGGUUCCUUAGGCAGGUUUUAGUGCUUCCUUCUAAUUUGGUCCAUUCAGAGGCUUUUGAGUGGUAUUGAAUGGCUGCAUUUAUAUUCUAGUUUCUACCUAUUACAAAAAUAAAGGAAAAUAGAUUCAGAUGAUGGUACCAACUUCCAUUUGCCUCUGUGCAGCUGCAGUGAUCACAUGCUGCUAUAUUUGAUGCCUGUAUUGAGAGAAAUAGAGAAAAAUCAUAAUCUGUCAAACAUAAUUUGUUGUCUUUGUCUUAUUGCAUCUGAUUGCUUUGUCCAAAUUCUCAUUCAUAAGCAACAUAUGAUAUCAUCUAUUGUCGUUCUUAGAUGAUAUGAGGAAAAUAGGUUCAAUCCAUAUAGUUGUUAUGUUUACGAUUAUGCAUUUUACAUUUACUGAGACAGUAUAUUAAUUUAGACUACAAAUACUAUUGUUCUUUGCUAUUUUGUUGCUUAUCAGUCAAUUACCGUUUUCAGAUAUGUGACCAUUACAGUUGGGGCAUUGUAUUAAAUACAAAUAUUUUAUUUCCUCUUGUUUUAAGAAUGCUCCUUUAUACCUGCACUUCACUUAUAUUAGUGGUAAGAAAUUGAUCUUAUAGUCACAAAUACUGAGUUUAUUCCUUAAAGGCAUGAAUGUCUUACUGAUGGCUUGACAUUAUAACACAAUAUAAAGAUUUUGCUGUCUGAUUUCCUACAGACAAGUAUAACACAACAUUAUUUGGACAAAACCCUUACUAGAAUGUAAAUGCUGUAUGUAUUAUUUUAGGAUACUUUUAAUACUUCUCUGCAUUUUUCUUAAAAUAAAUUAUUGAUUUCACUGAAUUUAUUUAACCGGAAAAUAACAUGGAACUCAGAAAGAGAAUUUUACUAGAAUGAUUCUAUUACAAUAUUUUUGCUGUUAAUAUGUAUUUAAGAGGCUCAGGUGAAGCAAUUAUGGCUAAGUGUGUAUGUGUCCACACAAUUGUAAAUAUUUUUAACAACAUACAUCUCUUGUUCACAUGCAUUAUAAAAUCAAACUGCCCCCAAAAUUUUCUCCUCUCCUGCUUCUCUCCUAGGAGUAGGACAAGACAGUAUUGGGAAAUCAUUUGGCUAGUGAAGUAGAAUAAGGCCCCACUCCCUGAUAUAUUCUACGAUAUUUUGCAGUUAUUUAUGUUAGUAAGAACUAGUAAAGGCUUUUAUAGUAAUUGCCUGUGAGAAGAAAUCUGCUUGUGUUACUAAAGAUUUUGCUAUGUGGAUUGCUGAGUUUCCUCAUGAACCUCACAUGUACUCUGUACCUUUUCCUUCACCCCAAUUUAAUCUUCUAUUUUGAGAAUUUAUUAUUAUGUUUUUAAAGCUCUAAUCCUGUUGCGCCAUUUCCUUGCACAGCCCCUUAAGGCUCUUACUCCUCCUCUACCUGGUUACCUUCAAAGAGAAAGUCUGAUUCCUAGAAUAAACAGUCCCACAUCAACUUUGCAAAGCUCUUCCCUUAUCAGUCUCCAACAACAAUCCUCUGCUCCAGCAGUCCAGUUUAUGGUGGUCUGAUUUCUAAAUCCUUUAUUAAAGGUGUUGUUACUUUACACCCUAAAAAACUCCAUAGAAAAUUUUAAAAUACAAAAAAUCCACAAAUAAAAACAUCACCUAUGAUUCUACCUCAGCUAUAUAAUCAUUGCCAUCUACUUGGAGUAUUUCUUCUGCAAAAUUUUCAUUUCUUCAUUGUACUUUUCCCAAAAUUUUUAUCAUAAACCCUUUUAAACAUCUUGAAAAUUUGGAAGAAUUUUACAAUAAACAUUUGUAUACUCAGAUUCUACCACUCACAUUUUACUAUAUUUGCUUUAUCACAUAUCCAAAAUACAUCACUCCUAUAUUCUUCUUUCAAUCCAUCCUAUUUCUGGUGCAUUUCAAAGUAAAUUGCAGAUUUAGUAUGUGUAAUUACAGAGCAGUUACGAGUUAGUUAAAAGUUCUAGAUGAGAUGAGGAGACCCAUCACAAAAGGGACACAAUCUAUCUGAUAUCAUAGGCUUUCCUAGAUAGUACCAAUGCUUCCAUAAAUAUACUUAAGGUGUCAGACUAUAUGUCCUGAUUUUUAGUUUGGAAAUCUGUCCUCAUAGGACAUAUCUGGGGCUCAGAGUCUUCAAAAACUAGGUGAUGAAAUAUAGGCCAUUCUCACUCAGGCAAGCUGAAUUCUUGGGAGAUAAACAGAAGGUACUCUUUUAUCAUUGACCCACCUACCUUUAGUUGGUGACAACAUAAACAGCAGGACGGAGAUGAUGAUGGAGGUGCUCUUCCUAACAGAUUCAGACACAGAAUACCUUCAAGAUUUUAUUGUUCUUUUCUUUUCUUUUCUCUCUCUCUCAUUCUUUCUUUUGCCUGUUUUAUUGCUUGCUUUUAAAUUUAUUUUUAAAUUCAGCAAUACAAAAUAUCUAUUCUUCCUUCACCUUUUCACUUCAAGCCUGGAAUGUUGGCCUGGAGUAUGUGGAUUAGCUUCUAAAGAGAGUGAAUCUCCUGAAAUUUUACAUUCAACUGUGUGAGUACACGUAUGCAGAAGAAGGUGUAUGACUUUUGUCAGAUCCUAAAGGGUAUCCAACCCCCAAAACUGGGAGAACAACUUACUUAAAUCCAUAGAUAUACAGGGGCUCAAAGAAAAUAGAACCAGUGCUUAGAGAGGUAUGUCAUGGUCCCCCACUCAUUUCAUGAGCAGCAAAAAUUGGAUACUGAAGAGUGGAAGAUUUUUGUAUUUCAUUAUUUCUGAAGUACAUUCUUUAGUAAGAAAGCUAGGAAAUGUGUGACUUCCAGAGCUUCUGCUAAAUGUCACUUUAAUAGGAAGCACUUUCAUUGAAAAUAUUAUUUCAAUGGGAUUCUCUUACUCCUUCAACCAGCUAGUAUAUAUUAGGGAUUUGGGGAUUAUAAUGUUGCUCAGCCACAGGUCAAUUUUGUGCAAAUAUUUCAUUUCUUCCUUCAAAUGUCUGGUAAUGAAUGUAACCUUUUAUUUGUUUUCACUGCUUUCUUGCCUAUUCAAAAUUAUUCUCAGGCUGUAUUCCAGAGUGGAGAAACCAAGUAGAGAUAAAGCUUUUGAUGAUCAAUAAAGUAGACACAGAUGGUGUGUAGGAUAUAGCAGUGGUUUUCAGAAGCAAUUUUUACAGUUCUAAUUCUUUUACUGUUUCUAAUGUCAUGUUUACCUGAACUAAUUCUUCCUCUUAUUAUUCAUUCUCUAUAAAUACACUCUUAUUUGUAAGUGCUCAGAAAUAUGCUACCUAAAAAAGACUUCAAUGGCACUUCUGAUUCACCCAAAGGAAGUAAUUUGUUAUAAAUUGAAAGGUUGGGUUUAAAGAGAAAAUGGAUUGUAGAACAUUGUAAGGAGCUUUUUUUUUUAAGAAAGAAUUUGUUUCUCACAAGAAAAGUUGGCCUUGUGAAAAUUUGAGGAAAAUUGUAUUAAACAGAAAGCUAUUUUCUGAGGGAGCUGUAGUGUAAGGAGAGAUUUUUAAGGUUGUUUUCAACCUCAAAGUUUUGGCUGUUCAGAAGAUUCAGUGAAUAUAUCUUUCUGCUACCCAGGGAGAAAGCCAAAGAGAAAGUUGGCAAACUUAAAAUCUUGUUAUAUUAUCUUCAGGUCCUUAGCUGAUCAUUUCUGCAUAUUUAAGUAUAUAAUAUAUCUUAAUGUUUGUCUGUGUUUCCCAGCGGAGACCACUAUAUAAUAAAUAUAUGGUACUACUUUAUGUUUGUUUUAAUGUAUUGCCUUAAAAGUCAACUCUACCGUGGAAUACAUGUGGCCUCAUUCAUGUGACCAUUUAUUAUUGAACUUAGCAUGUCUUUGCGCUGUACAUCUUUACUAUUUCAAUGACUUCUAAAGUUCUGCAUAUUAAAAGUCACCUUUUUCAAUAGCAUAGCACUAAAAAUAGAAGCAGUCACAGAUGUAUCAUUAAUGAAUAAUCAAUAAAGAUAUCCUUCUAUAAAGCCUACUGAUUGAUUUUGAUGCCAGUUAUGCCUCUUUUUUUUUUUUUUUUUGGCUUAGUAUUAGUGGCUUGGAAGAAAGGUACUUAGGGCCCAUUGAGCAUUUUAUAUUCGUGGAAUUCAUUCCUGAUGGUUAGCAAAGUAUUAUUAACUUGUUUUGAGUCAUUGGAAGAAGUCAUAACAGAGAGAAAUGUAUUUAUCAUGGUUUAUAUUACACAAGAUAGUAACUCUGGGGAUAAAAAUUUAAGGUAUAUAUCUUAAAAAUUGUUUUGACUGCACAGACUACUUUAUGAAUAGGAAAAUAUAAAUGUCUCUAAUCAGAUAAUUUUUAAUUAUUUGGAAUAAUAAACAUUUCUAGCUUUGAACUUCUAUGCUUAUCUUGUAAUUUGAGUUGCAUUUGGUUUAUUUCAAAGAUAACAGAGGAAUACUCAAAUGAGAGGUUGGGGUGCUUGCCUGGCUGUGCAUCCCCCAAGAGGCUUCACAAGGUGUCAUUACUUUAGUGGGCCUAAAUCUGCUCCUCAAACUCAGAAGUUCUAAAUUUUAUUUUUGUCAGCUUACUCAUAGUAGACUGAUUUCUUGAUGUAAAUCAAACUGUUUAUUUUCCCUGAUAAGUAAUUGUGAGGUAGAUCAGAACUCUUGGUCUCUCAAAAACAUUAUAUUCUCCUAUAAAAGAUCUACGUAGAAAGCCAAUUAUAGUCAGACUACCAAACCAAUGUAUGUUCAGAAUAAAAGGAGUCCUAUGGCUCAAACACUUACUGGCAUCUGACAAAACAGUAUGAAGCAUCUAUCUAGAAUUCUCUCUGGAUAUAAAUCCCCUGCUAGACACAAGCUCCAUGUGGAUGAGGGCCAUUGUGGUUCUUGUACACCACUGUAUCCUUAGCACCUAGUCUGACAGCUAGAACAUACUGUGUUCAAAAAAUAUUGAAUAGAUGAAUGAGACUGUAAUUCUCUGAGUCUGUUGGCCAAGAUGCCUUCUCCCUUAACAGUGUUUGAGUGGGCAUUGCCAAGGUGUGCUUCUGGAAUUCUUUUUGCUAUUCUUUCAGUACUAUGCCAACUCCAUCCUGAUUGACUUUUAGUUUCAUUAGAUAGAUGAAUGUCUUCUGUUUGUCUUUGAUCCCACCUAAGAACCAGUCUAACCCUUUGAAGAAAUUUGCUGAACCCCUAAUGUGUUGUAUCAUAUUAUAUGCCAGUUUUGUAAUUUAUCUUAACUUUAAAAUGACUGGGAGUAAUCCUCACUUUUUUUCUUGUUCUUAACUUGUAUCCCAGUGGUUUGGAUAUUGGCACUAAACCAAUGUGCCUUCAAAUUCAGACAUUCCUAUUUUUAAUCACAAGAUCUUGAGUGAGUAAAAUAUCUAACACAUUGUAAAGACUUAAGUCAUAUGAUCAUUAUCAUAGAUAUAGCCUAAUACCAUUACAAGUGGCUGAUAUCCACAUGAUUACAAAACUCUGCAUCUAUAGUAUGCCCUCAUUUCUUACCCCUUUUCAGUGAGCAGAAGCCUAAGAACUAGUUGUACCCUGUGAGAAAAUAUUAGGAGCUAUGCCACAGAAAGGAAGAGUAAGAUGAAUCAUUUUUUCAGAUAUAAAAAGAUCAGAGAAAGAUGGGGCCGGGCGCGGUGGCUCACGCCUGUAAUCCCAGCACUUUGGGAGGCCGAGGCGGGCGGAUCACGAGGUCAGGAGAUCGAGACCAUCCCGGCUAAAACGGUGAAACCCCGUCUCUACUAAAAAUACAAAAAAUUAGCCGGGCGUAGUGGCGGGCGCCUGUAGUCCCAGCUACUUGGGAGGCUGAGGCAGGAGAAUGGUGUGAACCCGGGAGGCGGAGCUUGCACUGAGCCGAGAUCCCGCCACUGCACUCCAGCCUGGGCGACAGAGCGAGACUCCGUCUCAAAAAAAAAAAAAAAAAAAAAAAAAAAAAAAAAAAAAAAAAAAGAUCAGAGAAAGAUGGACAUACCAAUUUUGAAAUCUUUAAUUCAAACUUUGAUGGUACUAGGUCAAGAGUGUUUGAUGGCUCUAUCUCAUCUAUGUGAAUAGAAUUCCCAGCUAGAAUUUGAGUUCCAUAGAGUAAGAACCAAUGUGCAUUUUGUUUACUGCUAAUUCAUGCGGGUAUAGCAUAUGAUAGAUCAUUUUUUAAAAAGCUUUUUAAUGAAAGGGUGAAUACCUGAUGACAAAUUCUUAAAAUUGGGCUGUUUAUAUAAUAAUCUAUAAUCUAAAAUAAAGAUCCUUCUUAUUUUUCUACGAUUUACUUUGUAUUUAAUAUCUCAGUUAUCAUCACCCACUGUUACCAUAACCUCGCAGGGAAUGAACAUCCUUAAUGCAGAUUAUUCUCAAAUAAUCUAUAUUCAUACACACAAAAGUUUGAGUGGAUUGGGCCAAAUAAGAUAGUAUCUAGUUAUAACUUCACUCAAUUUUACCUUCUUAGGCAUUCCCUAACUAUCAUAUCUAAAAAUUGCCCCCUCCAUCACCAUUACUGGCAAUCUCCAUACCUGUUCUCUAUUUCUUCUUAGUGUGCAUCACAACCUGGUAUUAUAUUGUGUGUUUAUUUUUACUCUCAGUCACUAGACAAUAUGCUCUUUGUGUGCAGGGACUUGGUUUUGUUCUCAGCUGUAUCCCCAGAGCGUAAAAUAAUGACUGGUCCAUAUAUGCCUCUUGAUAAGUAAGUGUAAAAUAAAUAAACAGACUCAAAGAUAACAGAUGUCUAGACUUUAUUAGCGACUAACCAACUGAGCAUUAGUUUCACAGCAAGCCUGAUGUGAUUAGCUGUCAAGUUUCUUGUCUAUAGCGUUUGACCAAGUGUUACCAUUCACAUUUAAAAAGUCAAAAUGAAAACCUCACAAUAUCCUUCAUGUUGUGACUUCCAUAUUUGAUGUAUAUACUUCAGUUGGAUCUUAAAAUAAGAAUGUAGUUCACUUGUUUGUUGUUGUAUUUUACAGACGAUGACUUGUGCAUUUGCAUCCAUGAAAAUUCUUCAUUAAUAAAGAACUACACAAUUGCCUUGAAAGUUCUGAUAGUCACAGCAAACUCUAAGGAAUAGGAUCAUAUUACAUUUUGUAGUAUUUCUAUGGGCACUUAGAGUGUAGUAAAGUCUGCUAUCAAGUAUCAUACAUUUGCAUAUUCUGAGAAUCAAGUAAUGUAUGGCCAGGUAAUUGCUGCAACAUAAGACACAGUUUCAGCCCCAUCACAGAGCUAAUAGCGCAUGACUCUCUCUCUCUCUUCCAUACCACACAAAAUAUCGGUCAACUUAUAUAUCGAUAAACUCUAAAAUGUCUCUGCUAUUCCUUCCAUCUUUUUGUGUCUACUUCCAUUGCUUUUUCUCCUCUGUUUCUACUGGCUUAUCAAACUGUUAUUGCUGCCAGAUGUCAGAACAUUAAUUGAUUUGAGCCAAGGUAAGUCAAUGUCAGUCUGACAAGAAAAAGCUGCUGAUACAUAGGUACACUAGCAAAUGCUGAUACAAAGUGCACUGAUCAGGUGUCUCAAGGACUGUGCUCAAAGACAUUUAUUUAAGAUAAUGGAGUUAUUUUAAAGUUAACAUAAAUACUUCAAAAAAAAAAAACCCAUGCAUCUGAGAAUUUAGUAACCAUCUAAGAAAAUAGAAAAUGAAAACCAGAUUUUAAAAGGAUGCCUAAAAAGAUGUGAUUCUUAUCAACUAUUUUUGCUACAUAUUACAUAGAUCUUUAAAUUUUCAUUUGUUUCAUAAUUUGUAGCAAUAUUAUACAGCUGUAAAUUAGUUGAAAUUAAUAUUUAAGCUGAACUAGCAUAUUAUACCACAUCAAUUUUAAAAACUGCAUUCUAGAUUAUUACUUGGGAGAAGUAUUCUCUGUUAUAUUAAUGUUGAAACCAUUUAUUCCUUUAAAAAUGUGACUUCAACGAUGAUAAUGCCAACAGUAAUUUUGUCCCCACCUUGCCCUUCUAUCUUUUAUCUAACUUCAGUUAAAGGAAACUGAUAGAGAGUUGUUUACUAAUUUGGCUCAUGUUUUUUUCCAUACCUCUUAUUUUCAUUUGAAUUAUUACUUCAGCUAUAGAUGCUAUAGGAAAGAUUUAUGAAGUUAACCUCUUCCAGUUUAUUCAGCUCAAACAAGGUGGAGACAAAGAUACAUUUCAAGUUAGCACAUUUAGAUAUAAUGACUUGAUAAAUACUCAAAAGUCUUGAAGCUAUUCCAAACCUUUGAUAACAUUUAGUUUUACAAAUGUUUUACACACAUUUAAGUUACAAAUAAAUGGCAACAGAAAACAUAGUACUGUAAAUUAUCAGUGGUUCCUUUUGUUAUUUCUCUGAAAGAUUACAUAGGUUGUGAAUUCUAACUAUAAUAUUAACCCCCACUUAAAAUUAUUUUUGAACAAUAAGGGAGAAUACAUUAAUUUUUCAUCUUACAAAGGUAUGUCCCUAUCCAAAUUAUCUUUAUAAUUUAAUAUAAUAUUAACUUCAAUUUAACAUUUUUGGAGCAGCUAUAUUAAACAUUCAAUUUAACAUUUUUUUUGAGCAACUAUAUUAAAAGCCUGGGAUAUAAACAUAUAAAGACAAUGACAAAAUACUAGGUAAAGGGGGUUUGGAGUAUAACGACUAUCCAGUACAUUUUACAACUAAUAAAAGAGCUGGGUCAUGAGCUUCCAAGACUAGGGAGUGUCUAGUUUAACUUUGUUUGUUUGUUUGUUUGUUGUGGUUGUUGUUGUAUUGAGACCGAGUUUCCCUCUGACGCCCAGGCUGGAGCGCAGUGGCGCAAUCUCGGCUCACUGCAAGCUCCACCUCCCAGGUUCCCGCCGUUCUCCUGCCUCAGCCUCCCAAGUAGCUGGGACUACAGGCGCCUGCCACCACGCCCGGCUAAUUUUUUCUAUCUUUUAAUAGAGACAGGGUUUCACCGUGUUAGCCAGGAUGGUCUCUAUCUCCUGACCUUGUGAUCUGCCCGCCUAGGCCUCCCAAAGUGUUGGGAUUAUAGGCGUGAGCCACCGUGCCUGGCCUAGUUUAACUUUUCAUUUCUGUCAUUCAGCAUAGUGCCUGACCCACAGUUAAUACUUGGUAAACAGUUGCAUAGUGCGUGUUUUCAGUGCUGUGAUGGGGAUUUAUUUUUAAAAAGUACAAUGGAAGGUUUAGAAAGGAAACAACAUAUAAACCUGAUUUGUUCAAAAGUGAAGAUCAAAAUAGUUCUAUGGUCAUUUUUUAAAUUUUUUUAGUGCUCAGAAAUCCACACCUAAGCAUGAACCAUUUUUCGAUCUAUUAGUUCACCUUUGGAUUCACUUAUAGAUUAACUUAGUAACUUGGGCCCUAAAAACCAUAAGCGUUAACGCUUCAAAAAAGACGUAAAUUGUUAACCAGCUGCCUUAUUUUUCAGGAAACUUAAUUAGCUUUUCUUCAUAAAAGACAUUUUAUCUGCAGGGCUUAAAAAUGCAACGUUGUUUUAAUGUAAAAAAUAUAAUUGAGAAAAUAGCUUUGCAAUCCUCCUUCAUUCCAGUAAAUGUGUCCUGCUAGCCAUUUGUUAUUCCUAGUUCCUCUAUUUUUUUCUUUAACAUUUCAAAAAUCUUCACUGAAUAUUAAAAAUGAGAAAUUAUUGGGCACUUAGAGCGCUUCUCUCCAAUUGGCUCAAGGUCUUCUAAAGUCACUCCUUCAAUGAUUCAUGUGACAUCCUUCUGAAGUAAAAUGGUGCAACUGGCAAGUGCUGUUAUGCAUUGUUAUUAGAAGUUGAAACUCAAAAGUUAGGUGGUCUAGCCUUGGACCAGCUGGAAGUGUGUUGGCAUAUCUCAGGGUACAUGUCUCAGUGCUGGAAUUGCUGUACAAGACAUGCUACAUGCUAGGAAAGCAUUUCAGAGUAAUCUCCUGGCACCUCAAAGAGGCACACAGGAGCAGGCAACCUUUCUUCUCCUUCCUCCUCAACAGGAGCAAUAGAACUAAGGGCCAGAAUAGAGAACUCCACAAACUAAAUAAGGGCGCCCAUACUUUAAUGCAAAUUGUGAGACAGUUGGGUUCUGUAAACUCCCUCAUCAAUUUCCUGCACCUUCUCAUUUUUAAAAUGACUGUGCACUCGACUUGAAAGCUUCUGCUCCUUGCUUUCCUGCCAUCUACAACUAUGGUACCAUCAUAGGUGCUGGAAAUCCCUUGCACUUUCAUCUGACUCUCUCAUUUGAAACCCAUCUUUUAGUAAAGCUCCAUUACUUUUUCAGUCUUUAGUCUACACAGAAUAUAAGCAUUGCAAUUUAGUCUCUGUUUUGAACCUAUGCUAGUGGCCUAGAGAGGGAAAGAGAUGUCCCCAGGCAAUGUAAUGUCUAUAUCCUCUCUUCCUACAUGUUACUAUGCUGUGCCCCUGACUCAACCUUUUCAUUCUUCUAUACAUUUCCUUUAGUUAUCCUUUUAAUCAUUUCAUUGUGAUCUCUCAUCUCCUCAGCUACAGCACCCAAUUAAAGCCUUCUUCCCUGGCAGUACUCAUUGUCUCAGUGAUUGACUUUCUGUGCAGCAAGCAGCAGGACCUAGACCACACCCCUGCUAUUUUGGUAACAUUAUCACCCAGUUUUCCUUCUUUUUUCCUCUUUCUCCAGGCAAUCAAAUGUAGACACUCCUCAAUGUUAUUCCCGAGUGUGGCUUCGUCAUGUUCUGUUUUGCCUCCCCAGCAACCUUACCUCCUCCCAUGGCUUCAACUACCUUUCACAACAUCUAUCUCCCUAUACUUUGAAUUAAGCUUUUACCUGCUCAAGAAAUUUUAGAAACUCCCUGUCAUGUAUUUAAUAGAGUCAGUACUCCCUGGUUUUGACAUUCCUGAUCCAAAUCAAUUUCCCUCUGACCUAUAGUCAUCUCUUCUGUUACUCUCUAAUUUUCUUAUUGUUAGCCAAUCUAGGCCACUGGUUAUUUCCUCACUCUACACCCUCUUGCUCUUGUGCCUAACUUAGUCUCUUUCCUCUUCUUAAUUGCCCUUCAUACUAUCUCUACAUACCCUAAUUUUACCUAUUUUUCUAGAAAUACCUCAAAUACUGCAUCCUUCAUGAUGUUGUCAUUGCCUCUCCCCCUUGAAGCAGUCCCUUAUCAAUGUUUUGCAAUAUUUGGUCAGAAGCUUACUUGUUUCAGAAUCACUUAUGGUUCUUAUUAAAUAUGCAAAUUCCUAGGCCUCUGCCCACACUUACAAAUGUGUUAGGGCCCAGGCCUUCUUGAAUUUAGUAAGUGCUAAAUAAAUAUGGUUGAUUGAAAGAAAAUGGAUGAAUGUAUUUUAUUAGCCAGCAUCCAAUGAGCAAUAGAAUUUAUAAGGCCAUCUUAUAAACAUAUAUAUUGACCAAAGAAAAUAACAGUUUACAUUUUUCUUUUGUUUUGAAGAAAAAUCAAAGUAUAUUUAAACAAUAUUAGGAUAUUAUUUAAAAGAUUAAUCAUGCGUUUCUAAGUAUGGAUGCUUCCUUGAUCACUGCAAUGCUUAACAGACAACUUAAUAUCUUAAGGUGGCCUGGGAUUUACUAACCAUUUUCUCUUAGCAACUUUACUGAGUGCUCUUUGGCAAUAAUUUCCACAUUCUUACAUCUUCCUUUUCCUUUAAUAUGAAUCGCAUCAACUAGAUAAGCCAACUAUAAUUCUAUGAUUAUAUUAUUCUAUAAUUAAGCUAUAUGGCUUUAGGAGGGCUAUGACUUCUGAUUUUAGACUAUUCCUGGUCAAUCCUAUAAAACAUAAGUACCCACAUUUAAGUUCCCCCAGGGAUUCUCACAAAAGAGUUCAAGACUCUUAGACAAACUGUCUAAGAAACAAAUGUAUUUAAUUGUCCUUAAUAUCAUUCAUGUUAAAUUAUUUAACAGAGGUUGUUUUGAGUAUGUGUUAAAUUUAGCCCGUGUCUUACUGCUUACGUUAUUAACUGAUAUAUCACACUGAGACUGAUGUUUUGCCAUUGUGGUAUUGUGCCUGAAAAUGAAGCCAGAGUUCUGGGCUUUUUUGAUGAUGAGAUUUAAGAUCUAUAUUUCUUUGGCUAUAGUCUUGAGCAAAUAACUCUAAUAAGAAUGAAAAUAGUGUCUUUGGUAGAAAUUCAUUUUGUAACAUUUGAAUAUGGAAAGGUGACUAUGAAUAUACCCUCAAAAUUACUUGUGCGAUUAUUCCUGGGUUAUGUGUUAGGCCUAUGAAACCUAUUUUGAAACAUGUUCCCAUGCAGAAAUAUGACAAAUAAUGGGUUAAAAUUGUUGUGCUAUUUCCUCCUGAGAGUGUCAUGAUUAGAUAUAUCGCCUUCUCACAGUUCAAAUUUUAGUUUUACUGGUGGAUAUUAGUUUUGAAAGUAAAACUACAUUGCUUAUUCCCAUAUUAUUACUGCUAUUUAUUAUACAAUUUCCUAGAUUAAACAAUACAUUCAAAUGAGGUAAUGAAUUAUGUGUUUUAAGAGCAGAAUGAGCUAUAUUUGUUAUAGAAUAUUAUGUUAAAUCUUCAUUGACAACAUUAAAGAGUCAUACCUUUUAUGGGUGUUAGUUAAUUACGUAUACUUAUUUCCUUGGAACAAGAUAUAUUUUACAAAUAAAAAAGUUUUUCUAUAAUAUUUUGCUCUCACUAAAAGUAAUAAUAGAUUAUACAAUACAUUUUAUUAAAAUCUAAACAAUCAAGUUUGCUAGUUGUUUAUGUCAGUUCUUUGAUUUAAAUUUUCUGAGUCUAAAUGUUACUUCACUCUACCUUACAUUUUUCUCUUCUCUUGAAGAAAAUAAAAAUUAUUAUUUUUAUCUGUUUAUGUUUGGGUUUAUAAAUUAGACUUGGAAAUUCUAAUACUCAUUGGAUGCUAGCUAGGAAAGCUUGUCUGAACAAAUCUUACCCUUCAGCCUUGAUAUAAUCAGUUUCUUAGUAAAAAGCUACCAUCUUAGUUCUUUGAGAACCUUCUCAAUAAAUUCUUUGCAGAUUUCUCACAAUUUAAUAGGUUGGAAAAAAUUGGAAUGACUAGAAGACUGAAUUUAAUUUCAAGAUAAGCACAAAUUAGAAGAUUUCAAUAUGUUCCUUUCAAAAUUCUGCAUCUACCCGGGACCUGCCUCUGUGAUAAGGGGAUAUCUAUUCUCUGCUUUCUAAAGUAUCAGGUAACCCACAUAUGUCAUACAUAUGCCCUUGGUAACUUGAAGGUACAGGCAUAUUGAUUUUUUUAAAGGAACCUACAAAUAGUAGGAUUAUUUGAGAUUAAUUCUUAUGCUACCUUAGUCACUCUGUGAUAGCUAACUAUAUGCUGAGAGACUUCAUUAUUUUUCUGGGCAUAUACAUUCUGGGCAUAUACAUACAUAUACAGUGAUUUUAUACAUCACUGCUUAGGUGACCUAAAAGAUGUUAUACAAAAAUUCCAUUUAUUAGAGAGGACCCAGCCAUGAGGAAGAACUGGUACAGUGUGGGUGAGUAAAAAUGUAAACAGAAUACAUAGAUUUCCUAUUUUUUUCUUGGUUAUGUAAUAUUGGUUUAAGCACUGGUAUAAUUGCUUACUAGAGUUAAUGUUAGAUGUUAGCUUUUUAAACGUUAGGUCCAACUCUUUCUUCAGAGUUCUUCUAGAAAAAUGAUUAGGCCCCCUGUAUCUCCAUUUCAGAUUUCAAUCAAUUAUGUUGCGAUUCUCCUUACAUACUGUGUGGCAUUAAAUCACAGAAUUUCCCCAGAAGGAACAAUUUUAUGAUCCAUUCAUCACACUUGCUAUUUUUAUAUCCUUUGUGGAACCACAGGUUAGAUCCAAGGGUUGUCUAUUUGAUCUUUCUUACCUUUGAGAAAUAAAAGUUGAUUAUUUGGUUUUCUGAUGAAGGAAAAGAUGAUUUUUUCUCAACUUAUCCUUUGAGAAAUUAAUCUCCAUGGACUUUGAAUAAAAUGGCAUGUAGUGUCCCCAGGGUACAAAUGAUUUAGAAACAUCUUUUCCCACGACAGCUGUACAUUAGUAAGCUGCUUUGUAUAUGGUGGUGUCCUGUACCACAAAUGGACCAUUUCUCGUGGUCUUCAUUAUUAAAUGUAAGAGAUUAUUCUGACAUGUAAUGAAUAAUAUUUUAUAAAUUAUAAAUUAUAUAUCUAAAUAAAUUAUACAACUAAUGGUUAAGAUGACUGAUUUUAGACCCAUACUGUCCAGAUUUAAAUGUCAGCUUCACUUACUAGCUGUGUCUAGGAGCAAGUUAAUUAUUCUGUACCUCAGUUUCUUCAUCCAUAAGAUGAGAUCCCUAAUAGUUUGAAUCUCAUAGGUGUAUUAUAAGGAUUAAGUGAGUUAGUACACACUCAGUGUUGUAUGACUGGCACAUAGGAAGCAUUCAGUGUUAGCUAUUACUAUUUAUAGCUUAGGGGAAAAACAAAGUCAUACUUAUCAGAUGUCAGUACUGUGUUUCUCCAAAUGUUGCUUCUAAAUUUAUCCCUCUUAGGAAGGCAGGAUUUAUUUGUAAUUUUAUAUAUAGUUAAUUAGAUAUAUUUUGACAUAUUUACAAAAGAAUUUAUCUGCAUUUUAGGUAAUCUUAUCUAGCCACAGUACUAUGAUAUAUGAUUCUGGAAAAUGUGGAAAUGCAGCCAUUUGAUAUAUUUUUGUAGAUUAUGAGUUCAUAGUUAAUGAAAGAUAACCGAGUAGAUUUAACUAAAUAUUUAUAAUAACUAAAAUUAUAGAUGAUAAAUUAUAUAAAGUGAAAGAUUAGUGCACACAUUAAACUGGAGUUGCAUAUCACCUCUAUUUAAACUUUUUACUUAUUUCAAGAAAAUAAUCACAAACAACUACCCUCUAGAAAAGAUGGUUCAAAUUAAAUUCUGUCCACAGGAAAGGUAUGUUUGGAGAGUAAGUCCCCUGUAAUGAAACUAUUGAUAGUACUGCAGCCAGGCCCCUCAUAUGUCAAACACCUGCUUUGGUGAGACAAGUUUAAUGCAUAGAAAGAGCUCUUAAUAGCAGCAAUAGGAUUCCAAACCCUUGGCAUGACCUUUGUCGUUGAAAGUAAAAGAAAGAGGGUUGCAACUUGCUUAUUUUCUUCGUGCAAGAUCCUGCAUAAACCCCAAUACACGAUCAUAAUUCUAACUAAAUGAUUUUUUUAAACGUAGUGGUUUCUAUCACUCACUCCUUUUUCAGUAGACAUACUGAUGACAAUGUCACUUCUGUAAACUUUUGGAGAACAUAGUCUUACUAAACUUGCCAACACAAUGCUUAGGUUAUUUGAAGGUCACUUACAGUUGGAUUUUUUUUCUUUAUUUUUUUUCCUUCAACCUUAAGGGAAGCUAUUUGAUAAGCUUUAGUUUAUUAUACAAAAAAUGGGUAUUAUUUUAUUUGGACAUGCAGUAUUUGUAAGACUUCAAUUGUUUAUUUUAUUAGAAUGUAAAAUUGAUUGGAACAGCAUGUGUCAGAUCCUUGAGUUCAAACAAAUUCUUACCUUUUUCUUUAACAUCCUAUUAAUUGGUUCACAUAGAAGGUAUAGGGAAACUGGCUCUCCAGAAUGUUGGAAAGCUGGAGGCAGAGAAAUUCUUCAGGUAAAUCUAGAUAUUCAUCCUAUUUUCCCCACAGACAUAAGGAUGCAACAUUUCUAAUGCCAAGUCUGUUAUUCAAUACAUACACACAAACCCUCAUUGUAUUGUUAGUCUACACUUUUCCAAAUGGUGAUGUAAGUGAAAAGUAUAAAAGCACAGUGACAUAACAAAGGUUGGGUUUACCAGACCUGGUAAGACCCUACAGUGUCACUGGCAACCGUAUGUCCCCAGUGAAUCAUCUAGAGCAGUGGUCCCUAACCUUUUGGGCACCAGGGACUGGUUUCAUGGAAGACAAUUUUUCCACGGACAGGGGUUGGGGGUGCGGGGAUGGAUAGUUUCGGGAUGAUUCAAGCACACUACAUUUAUUGGGUACUUUAUUUCUAUUAUUAUUACACUGUAAUAUAUAAUGAAAUAAUUACACAAUGCACCAUAGAAUCAAGGGGAGCCCUGAGCUUGUUUUCCUGCAACUAGAUGGUCCCAUCUGGGGGUGAUGGGGGACAGUGACACAUCAUCAGGCAUUAGAUUCUCAUAAGGAGCGGACAACCUACACCCCUCACAUUCACUGUUCAAGAUAGGGUUCCUGCUUCUAUGAGAGUCUAAUGCUGCCACUGAUCUGACAGGCAGAGUUCAGGCGGUAAUCCAAGGAAUGGGGAGUAGCUAUAAAUACAGAUGACGCUUUGCUCACUCACCUGCCACUCACCUCUGCCGUGUGGCCCAGUUCUUAAUAGGAUGGUACCAGUCCAUGGCCCAGGGGUUGAGGACCCCUGGUCUAGAGGACAAAGUGCUGAGAUGGACGGUAUGUGCUCCUACUUGGUGUGACUACACUGGAAACAUAAUCUAGCUUUACAGUGAGCAUAUACAAUGGUAUUUAUUCCUGCCACUCUAUAGUUGAUCUGAAACAGCGUUAUAAGUUUUUUGUCACUUUAGAUACAGGCUUGAAUCCUACUUAGGCAUCAAGCCUAGUUGCCAUUGCUUUUCUACUUAAUAAGCAUGAAUUAGCUGGUGCUCUAAUAAGAAUUCAGCUAUGAUGAUAAAUGAGCAAGGCGUUCCACCCUUGUUAAAUAAAGAAAUAGUGAAAAAAAUGCAGAAUGACAAGAAGUAAAGUUUACAAAGGAUCCAUCAUUACAGAGUUAUCUUGGGUUUGCCCAUUGUAGAAAACGAAGUCAGUAAUUGAAAAUUUCAAGUUGAAACUGACUUUCACAGUAUUUGCUUAUAUUAGUACUUAUGCUAGUACUAAUACUUAUACUAGUACUGCUAUUGUCAGUACUAGUGAACCACUCUAAUGGCUCCACUACCUACAAGCUCUGUGCUUAGGAAAGUUAUUUAAUUUCUAUUAGGCUUAGGUUCCUGAUUUGUACAAUGAAAAUAAUAAUACUUCAAAGAAUAGUUGCAAGGAGUAAACUAAAUAAAUAAUAGCUGUAAGUUUGGAGCUUGACAUAUAGUUUGCAGUAAAUAAAAAUUUGCCAUUAUUAUUUAUGUUUAAAGUAGAUACUACUAUCUGUAUUUUACAGGAAAGGAGAAUAUUGGGGCUCCGAUAUUUUCACCCUCUAGCCUAAGUUCAUUCACAGCUAGUACGUUGAAAGCACACACGAUUCACAUCCAUGUGACUUCAAAGAGAGUGGAAAUUUGUAGCAGAUUUUCACCAUAGUAAGGUCCUGAAGCUGGCCCACUAAUGUUACAUUGCCCAAGUGUACACAGUUCAUUGAUAUAUGGCAUUUUUCUUCUCCCAGAUGUUGCAUCCUGCUUAAUUAUAUACCUUUCCUGUUUCUGAUUUUAAAAAUUGUAACGUUUUACCUUUUCACUCUGUGUGUGUGUGUGUGCUGUGUUGUGUGGUAUAACUUCCAUGUUACUGUUAAGAUGGAGAAAAAAAGACAAGGAGGGCGGCUCGACGGUAACACAGGUUUAUUGGACAAAGACCUGCGGAGGGGGAGCACCAGCGAGCGCAGGAGCCUCCUUUCCCGCUUGCAGGCUGGGGCAGUUGUAGGUCCAGGCGGGAGAGGUCUGAGGUUGCUGUGAAAUGGGGUGGGAAUGGUAUGCUGGGCUGCUGAUAAGGAAGGAAUUCACUGGGUUAGGGGUUAGGCCUGGGACCUGUCCCACAAGAUGUUUCUUCACGGUUCAGUCUCUGGUGGAAUUUUCCACUCUGACCGGAGUUUAUAAAAGGUGGGAGUCUGCAAAAUGCUGUGGCUUGGGCUAACAGUUACCUGAGGUCCUCUUACCUUUUAAGCUGUAAAUAAGAUUGGAUUCCGUGCCCCAUGAAAAGCCCAAUAUAGUUCUUCAGUUUUCUCUGAACUUCCAGUGGGUCUUACAUCCUCAUAAACACCUCUGUCUUGAACCACUUUUCUCUACAACUUUUUUGUUUUUUACUCUGUGUCCCUGCUCUGGUAUAUAGCCAAAUGGGGAAAUUGAUCUUUCUUAAGCACACAUGAUAAACACAUUUCCAUAAAAAUCAGCGUGCUCAGCAAUGUGAAUGUACCACACUUUUCUGAAUUAUGAGAAAGAUUUUGUAAAAACAGCAACAACAUAAAAUUGAAUAUUAGAUGUCUAAAAUUUUUAAUGUUUUCCCUCUAAAGGCCACUCUGCCUUUCCUUUCUUCUUUUUUGUAUUCCCCACCACCCACUAAUUGCCAUUAAUUUCUAACUUAGGAACAGUUUUGCUAUUUUUCAUUGCUUUCUCUCCUACUAACACAUGUUCUCAUCUUCUGCUUUCUACCAUAAGUGCCUUAUCAAGAUAUUUUCCUGAUUCUAGGCAAUUUUCUCUUUAAAAGAAAUACUGUUUUCAAGGAUUGAUACAUGCAUACACUAUAAUAGUAAGCCAUCUCAACUUUUCCUGGAAGAAAGGGUAAAAUUAAAUAAAAUUAAAAUAAAACAUAGCAAAAGUCACAAUUGAAAGGUGGCUCUGUGGGAAAAGAACUGCAGACCAGAGCUUAGAAAUUCCUUGAAAACUUCAGUAAAUCUUUAUGCGUUCUACUACACACUACUUGCAGUGGGGUACCACAUUUAGAAACACAGGAACAAUUUCUCUGUUCCCAGAAGCAAGCACUAGCUACAUACACAAAGCCCCUAGUCUCAGCUUAUCUGACUUACCACGUGAAGGGCAAUUUGGUUUUAGGUAUGAGUGUUGAAUCUCCAUUUUCUAACUGGAAUGAAAUUAUGAUUCCAAGAUGUUCUUUUCCUAAAAGCUCUGUGACUGGAUUGAAAAUUCCGAGUGUUAUGGCUUCAGUAGGUGUCUCUUCUGUGUAGGACUUAUAUUUUGUAUUUAUUUUCCAAAUUUUGGCUGUACUUAUUGGCACUUUUAUAUCCCAGGAAAAAUGCCAGUUAUUUGAGAAUUUUUAAACUAUCUUAUUAUCUAAAACAAUAUGUUCUUAUUAUCUAAAGAUUAACCAUGAAAUGAAUGAAGUCAUUGUUAUAAUGCUACUAUUAUUUUACUGUCAUCUGUCUUUGGUAUCUUCACCCUUCUAUGCUUUUUAGUUAAUCAUUUACUAUAUUUGUGUCAUUAGGCUAAUCAUUCUGCUCAUUGCUUUCUUACAGCUUUCACUGGAAGUUAAAGUUUAUUUAAAUUGGGCUUUCAUUGAGUUAUUACUUAAAUCUAUAUCAUGUAGAUUGAGAUUAAAGAUUUAUGCAAAGAGGCAUUUCCUAUUGCUUUUUGGUGACAAAGUCCUUAAUUUUUAACAGGUAAGAUAUACAAUGAUAAAACCAAGGAAACUUUAAAAAUAUACCUCCUUGCAGGUAGAGUUUACUAAAAUAUUCUAGACAGUAAGAAGCAAAUAUUCUUCUUAAACUUCCAGGACAAUGAUUCUGAAACCGGUUCAGGAGUCCAUUCCAAUUCACUCUAUUUUCUACUUUAUGUUACUGAGUAUAUUUCUUGCUGUUAUUUCAUCCUUACUGGAACCGAAGAAAAAUAGAUCCUUCCCUCCCACAUUCUCCCAAUCUCUAAAGAAUAAAGCUAAUUUGCCUUAGUCCUGAUUCCUCCAAGCAAAUCAAUUCCCAUUUGAUUAAACUCUCUUAGUAAAUAUCAGCCUUAGUGCCAAUGCUAAACACAGGACUCUCUCCUUAACAAAGGCUACAGAGAAAAACAUAUAUAAGAGGUCUCAUCAUGAACUAUUAUUAGGGAAUGUUUAUAAGGCCUAAAUUGAAAACUCUAGCGCUUUAGUCAUGGAGGAACAGUAUGAUUCCUUAGAAAUAAAAAAGCUGACAUUCAAAGCAAUUUAAUCAAAGCUCUUGCCAUUCCCUCUUGGGUUUCAGACACAAUAUGAGGCUGUUUUAAAUCAUUGUGACUUCCAUCGCUCAGCAUCUUUGGAAAAUUCAAAGCUGUGUUUGGCACCUGAAAGCCUUUGCAUUUCCCUCCUACCAUGAUGGAAGUAAAUUCCUCAUAUGCUUCUUAUUUUAGAUAUUCAUCUGAUUUUAUCUGGUUUGGGCUAUUUGCUGACAGUGCAUGGUUCUUGAAUAAUACAGAUAACGUACAACAAACACACUCUGCUCCCUGGUACACAGGAAAUGAAGAUGCUCACAGUACCCGCCUCCAUGAACUAGCUCAAUAAAUUUGAAUUGCUCAUUAGAUUUCCAAUGCCUCGUUGUUGCCUAUAUGUGAAGAGCUUAAGUGAAUAGGAAUCAGAUGGAAGGUGGGGGAGAACACACAGAGAUUUCACAUAAUUCCUGUUGCCAGAGAAACCAUUUUCUUGCUGUCUGGGCAUGCACCGAGUAGCUUAGAUGAACUGGAGGCUCAGCACAGCCCUUGCUGUGACUUUAGUAAAGAAAACAAACAGAAGGGAGAAAAUGCUUACAAAGUAAAGCAGAAUUGGAUAUUAAAAUGUUAUUUUAAUUAGAAUGGUUUUGUAGACUGAGCUUUGAAACCUUGCCCCCUAAGGACACUGAUCCAUCUGACUACACAUGUGUUUCCACACUUUGUGUUCAUUUAUGUAUCUUUUUUCUUCUGUGUCUAGAAGACCAUGUCUUCAUAUAUGUUUAUGUACACUAUUCAUAUUUACACAAGUAUAUUCUCUUCCCCCCUCUUUCUUUCACCUCUUCCCCCCACAACACAUAUCACACAACUGUGCUCUUUUGAAAACAUGGGAAACUAUUCUCAGUGGAAAAAAAAAAGAAUGUGGCAGUAACAGAGUUUGCUUACCCAAGCCGAAAAGAAAUAACAGAAAACGAGGAAGCACAAGGAGAGUACAAACUGUGAAUUCUAGACUUGUUUAUUUAACACUUGGAUCUUUUUGAUGAAGGAUGGUUGCUAAAAACAAAAGUUAGAAAAUCAAUUGAGAAUACGUGAGGUAAAACGUUCUGUAUGCAUGGUUCUCCAUGCAUUUUUCCAUGCAUUGUGAGUAUACAAACUAUAUACUGAAUCAACAUAGUACCUCCUUUUGUGAUACUAUUGAAGGAAAGCAAGUAAGAGUAGAUUUUGUAUUUAUUUGUGUAUGACAGCUCUGAAAAGAGCUAUUACAUAUUUUGAAGGUUCUUGUUUUUUAAUGUACCGCCAUUCAAGGUUUCAUGGGGAUUUUGACUUCUUGACCUUUCAGAAGAGGGAUAGUUGGCAAAUACCUUUGAUGUAUAGAGAUUCUGUAAGACUGAGUCUGUCAAUGAAUUCCUUGAUAUAUCUCAUCCCAUGUAGAAAUGGUCACUUUCUGUUAGUGCCAUCUCCACUUGUAUGUAGUUUUAGUCAAAGUGCCAUCUUACGCCACAUGUUUGUCUUUCUGCCUUCAUCCCCACUGACUUUAUCAAAUAUGCCAAAACUAUAACCAGGGCCUAUUCAAUUUUAUAGCUCCUAUGCCAAGCAUAGGGCCUAGUACAUAAGUACACAAGAAAUGCUUAUUAAAAUGAAUGAAUUAUUUAAUUAGCACUUUACCCCAAAGGAAUAAACAUUAUGCACAAGGUAACAUUACAAAUUAGGAGUAAAAUAGGAGACUAAAUUCAAGGUUCCAAAUUGUCAUGUCAUAGUCAUCACUGAACACAUUUCACGUUUAUAAAAUAAGAAAAUCACAGGCUUUCAAACAUAGUCUCACAUUUCCAAAAGCAUAUUUUUUGGGGAAAAAAUAUUAAGUAAUUUUGGUUUUCAUUUCAAUUCUUCUGAUUAAAGGUCUAAUGUUUUCAUUUUCGUAUGUAAAUUCCCAUCUUAGAUUGUUGCGAUGCUAAAAUCUUUGCCUGUACAAUUACUACAGAUGGCUGAUAGUUUCAAAACAUUCACACUAAAAUUAUUUAGUUUUUUUGUAAUGUAUUGAUUUUUGCUUUCCAUUUGUCUUGGGGAUGGAAGAUUUAAAUUCUUCGAUUUUUGAUGUUUUCUUCUGCUUUUCUCUCAAUUCUUUAAAUCUUUUUGCCUUUUGUACAUCAAUUAAACAGAUAACAGUAGAAGUUAUUAAAGAUCCUCACAUAAUAAUGUCAUUACCUAUCAUUUCUGAGAGUAGAUCUUGUCAUUCGAUAUGAUUGCUGGAUUCUGACUUUACCAACUAAAAUGCACCUACUGCCCUUUACUCUUUUGUAUAUUUUGAUGAAACUCUACUUCUUUUUAAGAUCUCAAUUCAAGUUUCAAUGAAGUGCAGUGAGUUUUGUCAUGCUCCCUUUCCCCGGUUAGUUUAGCUGAUAAAAAAGCAAAGAUACUGCAGCGUUAGCUUGCACUGGGAAUCAACGCCUUCUUGUGUUAGAUUUUUUCAUUAUAAAUGCAAUUGACAGAGGUGUCUUUUAUAAGCUAUUUGUUAUACAAUCUUUAUAAAUAGCUCUCAUCAUGUAUAAGACAAGUCUAAAUUUGUUUGGAAAUAGCUUCUGAAGACACCCUGCUGUGGCUUCCUCAGAGUGCCAGGCAGGCAUUCAGUGGGGGAGUCAGACAGAACAAACUUUAUCUAGUCAUCUUUCCAUCAGCUUGAAAUGAUGUGCAUCACAUCCAGCUUAAAUGAUUUACUGUAAGUAGGAACUUGGUUCAUAGACGAGUGUAUAUAAUCAAGCAAUAUGUAGCCAAACUCUACAUCAUCUAAGAUACAUUUUAUUUUAAUUUCUUUUUAGAAAUGUCUUGCUUAGCUAUUUUUGUUGACAUUGCCAGUAGCACUGUUCCUUUUAACCUAGAGUUGACCUGCAGUCCAGUGGAGGAAGGUCUUAAAACUCAAACAUGCAAUUUCUAAAGACCAAUGUGUAUAAGAAAGAUAGAAAGCUUAGGACUCUUUAAGUUGUUGGUGCCAUAUUUCUAUUCAAAUGCAAGUUCAAAAAUACAUUUCAAAGUCAAAUAGAAAUAGUUUUUGGAUUAUCCACCAUUUUGGAUUAUACACACCACUGCUCUCCAUUACUGCAGGUAAUUAAGAGCUGCCUUAUUCUGUGAAAAAUAUUUUCUUAAACAUCAACGCUCUCUUCUAUCAAACUUUCACAAGAACUUCAGUAAGUGAAGCUGACUGAUUGUAAUUCCACCUCCUUUCUCUACUCAGUCUCUGGAGAAGAUAUGCCAGAGCAACAGUAUCCUACAAAGCUCUUAGGAAGGAGGUAAGAAGAGAAGCUGGGGACCUAAAGACUCCAUCGUCAGUCCUUGAUCAUGGAAAUUUUUGAACAUAACAUUUCCAAUGGUCAUAAUCAGAAAAUAUGGCUCUAAGGGGAAAAAAGAACAAAAUGGAAAUAAUCUGACAAGUAUAUAGACAGGACAAAAUUAGAGAGCAAAAGCAGACUAUAAAGAUGAUCUAAUUCACCCAUUUUAUUCCUGCCCCCAUUUUACACAUAAGCGUUAUGAAAUCACCCUUUCUAGGUAAUAACAUCCCUCCUCUCUGCAACCUCCAUUCCUUGCUCAUAUUUCUAAUGUUACCUUAUUAUUACUAUUAUAUAUACUCUUCUGAAACUAUUUGCUUGUCUUUGACACCUCUUUAGUCUGAGACCUAGUAGGGGGCUCAUGCUGAUGCCAGCACAGUCCAGACCUCAAAUAGACAAUGAAUGUUUCCUUUGUUGAGUCUAAUUAAUUAUAUACGUAAACUUCAAUGAUGUGCAAGUUUAACACACAUAUAUCCUGUGAACUUCAUAUCACUAAAUGUGAGUAUGAACCUCAGUCCUUUGAAUAUUGCAAAGUCCUUACAAGUGAUGUUGUGAUCAUCAUGCACUAGACUACAAAGAGAAUUUAUAAAGACUUAGCUGAUUUCAAUUGCCAGAUUAAUUAUAUACUCAGAGCUUACCUGUCAAACAGUCAAACAUUCAUUGACUCCAUUUUAAAGUUGUUUAAGUAUUUUCUAGAUGGUAAGAGCAUUACUUUUUGAUUUAGUUGCCAGGCUUAAACUCAAAUUCCUUUGGUAAUAAUCAUCAAUUUUGCAAAGCAUAAAUGAAACUGUGAAAUUAUAGGUACAGAGGGGUUGCCUGUAGAUUGACAAACCAUAUGACUCUAGAGUUUUUGUAUCUUUUGACUUUCAAGAACUGCAUAUGUUUUUGUGUCAAGCGGCAUUUAAUCAUUCCAUCAGUAGCAAUAUACUGAGCUUUAUGAGCAUUUCUCUCUGUUAAGCUCUCAACUCAUGCCUUCCUUUGAUCACUACGGUUCAUCAAUAGGAUAUUGUACCCACCCUUGCAAUAGCCCCCUGAGGAAUGUGUUUGGUAUUAUCGUGCCAUGGACAGAUAAAACUCCAGAUUCAUUCAGAGAUUAAGCUUGCUUCCUCCUUGUUAUGUUGUAGUUCACUUCUCUAAGAAUGGGUCAAGAGUCACAUUCUUUGAUGGGGUUAAUAUGGAGUGAUUUGGUAUCCAUUACCUACACCCUCUCCCCAAACAUAGGGUUCUUUGCACCACCUAUGCUAAGACCUGGGAAUCCCCAGGGUACUUGGACUCAAUCAGGAUCAUGCAGGGCUGGCAAAGGAUUUAAAAUUAGCAUUAGUCCUGAUUUUGAUGGUUAUCUAGCUGUGUGAAUUUGGACUAGGUACUAACUUAUCUGAAUUUCAGCUUCCUGUUUAGUAGAAUGUGUGUAAUCUUGUCUGCUAUAAGGAUUAAAUAAUGUAAUAUGUACUUAGUAUGUGGUAAUAUGUACUUAUUAACAGAAAUAACCAUUCUGUUAGCAAUGCUUAUUUAACAUGAGGCAACUCUCGUGAAAGGUCCCUUCCCUGUUGAGGGCUGCAUUUACCCUCCUGGAUAUGUUAGUAACUUAGAAAGUUCUGUUUGAAGGUUUGAUGACUUCUAGGUUUGUGAUCUAAAAGAAGAGUCAUGAAAAGACUGUGCUGACCUGGCUGGCUGUAGGAUUGACACAAGAGAAACAUGCUGUACAGGGUAAAUACUGGGAAGUUAUGAGGGAGCAGAGUAUUUAAUCUGUGAUCCUACAAACAUAGACCAGGCAAAAAGUCAAUACCAAAAGAUCAUGUGUAAAUGCCAGGAGCCAAGCAUAGAAGAUACUAAGAGAUAUAGCUGAGGACAGCAGCUGAAGAUGAGAAAUGAGGAAUUAGCUAAGGCACAAACACAUAUAAAUUCUGCCGGAUGGCAAGCCAUCUUCAGGGCCUAUUUCAACUAAGCUCCUAAGAAACUCAUUGAGGACUGGGAUAGUAAAUGUAAUUUGUACUGUGUGUUCUAGCUUAUAUGGUGCUCAGUAUAGUCACAAAAUAAACGUGAACUGAAGUGAUGGCCACAGACAUGGGAAAAGUAUGAUGAAUGCUCUAACGGUGAAACACAGGCCAGACAACUGACCUAGGCCAGAGAUGUCUAAGAAAGCUUCCUACCAAAGAUGAAAUCACAGGCACCACAAGGCCACAUAAGGAGGGUGAGGUCCCUGGAGUGGAUUAUAUUUUCAUCACUGUUGAAGAUUUUAUGGAAUUGGAGAAAAGUGGUGCUCUCCUAGAAAGUGGGACUUAUGAAGACAAUUACUACGGUACCCCAAAGCCGCCAGCAGAACCAGCACCAUUAUUGUUAAAUGUAACAGACCAGAUACUUCCAGGAGCCACUCCAAGUGCUGAAGGAAAACGGAAGAGGAAUAAAUCAGUGAGCAACAUGGAGAAAGCCAGUAUAGAGCCUCCUGAGGAGGAAGAGGAAGAGAGGCCUGUGGUCAAUGGAAAUGGAGUAGUAGUAACACCAGAAUCCAGUGAACAUGAAGACAAAAGUGCAGGUGCCUCAGGGGAGAUGCCCUCCCAGCCUUAUCCUGCACCAGUGUACAGUCAGCCUGAGGAGCUGAAGGAGCAGAUGGAUGACACAAAGCCAACUAAACCUGAAGACAAUGAGGAACCAGACCCAUUGCCUGAUAACUGGGAAAUGGCCUAUACAGAGAAGGGCGAAGUCUACUUCAUUGACCAUAACACAAAGACAACAUCAUGGCUGGAUCCACGACUUGCGAAAAAGGCUAAACCUCCAGAAGAGUGCAAAGAAAAUGAGCUUCCAUAUGGCUGGGAAAAAAUCGAUGAUCCCAUUUAUGGCACUUAUUAUGUUGACCACAUAAAUAGAAGAACACAGUUUGAAAAUCCUGUCCUGGAAGCAAAAAGGAAGCUACAGCAACAUAACAUGCCCCACACAGAACUUGGAACAAAGCCCCUGCAGGCCCCAGGUUUCCGAGUAGACAGCUCCUCAUGGACAUUACCUAGGCCCAAAUCCAUCCGCCCCCGUGCUGCCCCGGAGAGGUCGCGCAGCGUGAAUGACUUGUCUUACUAUCAGCGCGACCCAGCAGGGAGGCCCUGGCUGUUCGAAAAACCACUCUUCACCCGGGAUGCAUCCCAGUUGAAGGGAACAUUCCUCAGCACCACCCUAAAAAAGAGCAACAUGGGCUUUGGAUUUACCAUCAUUGGUGGAGACGAGCCUGAUGAGUUUCUGCAGGUGAAAAGUGUGAUUCCGGAUGGGCCUGCAGCACAGGAUGGAAAAAUGGAAACAGGUGAUGUCAUUGUCUAUAUUAAUGAAGUUUGUGUCCUUGGACACACUCAUGCAGAUGUUGUCAAACUUUUCCAGUCUGUUCCUAUUGGUCAGAGUGUCAACCUGGUGUUGUGUCGUGGCUACCCUUUGCCCUUUGAUCCUGAAGACCCUGCUAACAGCAUGGUGCCACCCCUUGCAAUAAUGGAGAGGCCACCUCCAGUGAUGGUCAAUGGAAGACACAACUAUGAAACAUAUUUGGAGUACAUUUCUCGGACCUCACAGUCAGUUCCAGAUAUAACAGAUCGGCCGCCUCAUUCUCUGCACUCCAUGCCAACUGAUGGUCAGCUAGACGGCACGUAUCCACCGCCCGUCCAUGAUGACAAUGUGUCUAUGGCUUCAUCUGGGGCCACCCAAGCUGAACUUAUGACCUUAACCAUUGUGAAAGGUGCCCAGGGCUUCGGCUUCACUAUUGCCGACAGUCCUACAGGACAGCGGGUGAAACAAAUACUUGACAUUCAGGGAUGCCCUGGCCUGUGUGAAGGCGACCUCAUUGUUGAGAUCAACCAGCAGAAUGUACAGAACCUGAGCCAUACAGAAGUAGUGGAUAUACUUAAGGACUGUCCCAUUGGAAGUGAAACUUCUUUGAUUAUCCAUCGAGGAGGUUUCUUUUCUCCAUGGAAAACUCCAAAGCCUAUAAUGGACCGAUGGGAGAAUCAAGGCAGUCCUCAAACGAGUUUAUCUGCUCCGGCCAUACCGCAGAACCUGCCCUUCCCACCUGCCCUUCACAGGAGCUCCUUUCCUGACUCAACAGAGGCCUUUGACCCACGGAAGCCUGAUCCAUAUGAGCUCUACGAGAAAUCUAGGGCCAUUUAUGAAAGUAGGCAACAAGUGCCACCCAGGACCAGUUUUCGAAUGGAUUCCUCUGGUCCAGAUUAUAAGGAAUUGGAUGUUCAUCUUCGGAGGAUGGAGUCUGGAUUUGGCUUCAGAAUCCUCGGGGGAGAUGAGCCUGGACAGCCUAUUUUGAUUGGAGCUGUCAUUGCCAUGGGCUCAGCCGACAGAGAUGGCCGCCUUCACCCAGGAGAUGAGCUUGUGUAUGUUGAUGGGAUUCCAGUAGCCGGCAAAACCCACCGCUAUGUCAUCGACCUCAUGCACCACGCAGCCCGCAAUGGGCAGGUCAACCUCACUGUGAGAAGAAAGGUGCUAUGUGGAGGGGAGCCCUGCCCAGAGAACGGGAGAAGUCCAGGCUCUGUAUCCACCCACCACAGCUCUCCACGCAGUGACUACGCAACCUACACCAACAGCAACCACGCUGCCCCCAGUAGCAAUGCCUCUCCCCCUGAAGGCUUCGCCUCCCACAGCCUGCAGACCAGUGAUGUGGUCAUUCACCGCAAAGAGAAUGAGGGCUUCGGCUUUGUCAUCAUCAGCUCCCUGAACAGGCCUGAGUCUGGAUCCACUAUAACUGUGCCCCAUAAAAUCGGACGCAUCAUUGAUGGGAGUCCUGCAGAUCGCUGUGCAAAACUAAAAGUGGGAGACCGGAUCCUAGCAGUGAAUGGCCAGUCUAUCAUCAACAUGCCUCACGCUGACAUCGUGAAGCUCAUCAAGGAUGCAGGUCUUAGUGUCACCCUUCGCAUCAUUCCUCAGGAGGAGCUCAACAGCCCCACCUCGGCACCCAGCUCAGAGAAGCAGAGUCCCAUGGCGCAGCAGAGUCCCCUGGCACAGCAGAGUCCCCUGGCCCAGCCAAGCCCAGCCACCCCCAACAGCCCCAUCGCCCAGCCAGCACCACCUCAACCACUUCAGCUGCAAGGACACGAAAAUAGUUACAGGUCGGAAGUGAAAGCAAGGCAAGAUGUGAAACCAGACAUCCGACAGCCUCCAUUCACAGACUACAGGCAGCCCCCGCUGGAUUACAGGCAACCCCCAGGAGGGGACUACCAGCAGCCCCCACCCUUGGACUACAGGCAGCCUCCCCUACUGGACUACAGGCAGCACUCCCCCGACACCAGGCAGUACCCUCUGUCGGACUACAGACAACCCCAGGAUUUUGAUUAUUUCACUGUGGACAUGGAGAAAGGAGCCAAAGGAUUUGGAUUCAGCAUUCGUGGAGGAAGGGAAUACAAAAUGGAUUUGUAUGUGUUGAGACUGGCAGAAGAUGGACCAGCAAUAAGGAAUGGGAGGAUGAGGGUAGGAGAUCAAAUCAUUGAAAUCAAUGGGGAAAGCACAAGGGACAUGACACAUGCCAGAGCAAUAGAACUCAUCAAAUCUGGAGGAAGACGAGUGAGGCUGCUGCUCAAGAGAGGCACGGGACAGGUCCCAGAAUAUGGAAUGGUACCUUCCAGUCUCUCCAUGUGCAUGAAAAGUGACAAGCAUGGGUCCCCAUAUUUCUACUUAUUGGGCCACCCUAAAGACACGGAAAGAUCCAAACUGGCUAGAACUGACAAUAGGAAGGACGAACCCGCCCCCUGGAGUUCUCCCGCUGCCGCCGCCCCAGGUCUGCCGGAAGUAGGCGUCUCCCUGGACGACGGCCUCGCUCCAUUCUCUCCAUCACAUCCAGCCCCACCCUCCGACCCUUCCCACCAGAUAAGCCCAGGCCCAACUUGGGAUAUCAAACGGGAACACGACGUUAGGAAACCAAAGGAGCUUUCAGCCUGCGGCCAGAAGAAGCAGCGCCUCGGGGAGCAGAGGGAGCGCUCGGCGAGUCCGCAGAGGGCCGCGCGGCCGAGGCUCGAGGAGGCGCCCGGCGGCCAGGGGCGGCCCGAGGCCGGCAGGCCCGCCUCGGAGGCCAGGGCGCCCGGGCUCGCGGCGGCAGACGCGGCGGACGCGGCGCGGGCGGGCGGGAAGGAGGCGCCCCGUGCGGCGGCGGGCUCCGAGCUCUGCCGGCGCGAAGGCCCGGGGGCUGCGCCGGCGUUUGCCGGCCCGGGCGGCGGCGGCAGCGGCGCGCUGGAGGCCGAGGGCAGGGCGGGUGCGCGCGCGGGUCCCCGGCCGGGCCCGCGACCCCCGGGGGGCGCCCCGGCGCGCAAGGCCGCCGUCGCGCCGGGGCCCUGGAAGGUGCCGGGUUCUGACAAGCUGCCCAGCGUCCUCAAACCCGGCGCCUCGGCCGCCAGCAGAUGAGCCGCGCGGCCACGGCCAACCCGCCCGCCCCGGCGCAGGCAGUUCUUCUUAGGUUCCGUCUCACGGCGUUUUAAUUUAUUUUCACUGUCACACGCAUAGAUCCACGAGGCACCAAGGCCUGGGAGCAUCGACGUGAAGUCCCACGUGUCCGGUGUGCUUGGGCGGCAUCGCAUCAACGCGCAGACCUAAACUGAUCCUAAAGCCCCCGGUUCCCUUGUGGGGGCUUUGGCAGCUAUGGAAGAACCAAAAUAACGUGAAGAACAUCACAGAGAGACAGUGCAGUGUAGCUUUAGUUUAAGAAAAAAAAAUAUUCCUCCCCACUGCAUGAAGGACUUGGAUGUCAUCCAAACUUUAUAUCAAGAAACAGGACAAAGUUAAGAGCAAUCACAAACUGGAAUAUCGCCUUAAAAAUCAAACUGCACGGAGCAAGCUGAAACUGAGACAAGAUUAUAUCUUUUAAUUGAUCUAAAGCGUUGUAAAUAAAUUGUUCUCGACAUAUCUAGACAGGGGUUAAAGGGUUUCUUUGACACAUUCGGAACCGUUCACCCAUGACAUGUUUCCAUGGCUCACCCUUGGCAUCCAUCCUCGGUGUUAGCAGCAGCGUUCCCUGCCUCCUGCAGGAUGACUUAGAAAUCUAGUGAGUUUCUUGGUGUGAUGCCAUUUUUAUUGCCCUUUCUGUGAUCAAAUCAUAUUUCUGUACAUUUUCAGUGGUAGAAAAAAAAGGUUUUAAAAAUUGUAUCCUAGGGAACAGUUUGCCAUAAGUCAGAAUUUUGCAGUUUAGCUCAUAGAUCUUAAUUGGUUUUUCUCUAAAAUAUGAAUUUUAUAAUUGAAGGACCACAAUUUGUUUAAUCAAGAUAGGCAACGCUGCAGUUCCUUUAUGAAGAGGCUUUUCUGUCGUCCCAGGCUAGCAGAGAUGGAUAGCUUCUUUGUCAGCAAUGUGAUUUCACUUAUUUUAUUGUCUUAUUUUAAACCCUGUCUCCAUGACUUCAUUUGCACUUUGACAGAGCAGAGGCAGAGUAUUUGUCUUAUAUUUCUCAGAUUAUAAUAUUAAAAAAUUACAAUCAAUUUAUUUUCAUUAAAGAACGUGAGUCUUUUUAGCAUUCCUUUCUGCUUAUCCUUCUUUCCUUACCCUUUGUCCUUUUGUUUCCAUUAGUUUUCUUUCGUCUUGUAUUCCUUGCCACUUUAUUUUGUUAGCAACUUCUAGAUGUUUAUCUUCAUGGAUCUAUGAUUGACCUCCUAGUAAAAUUCUAAGUCUUGCCUUUCUUCCCUGCUGUUUUAGCAUUUCUUUGUAAAAUGUUAGCUUCAAUUAAUUAGCCAUUGGUACUUACUGUAGCUACACAUAUUAAAAGGCAAAGUGUUUCUGAAGGCAAUUUCUUUUUAAUAUGCCCGAAUGAAUGAGGCUUCAUCCUUUCCAUAUUCUUACUCUUUACAGGAGUUCAAAUGCAAAUAAGCUCCACCUCCCUGCACUUGUAGUCUAAAAAGUAAAAGGGGCGAUCAGGUCCAUCUCAAAGGUCACACGUAAUAGCCUCCCUGGGCUGAUCAUUCCCUCUCCUUGUAAUUGCAGUAUCCUGAGUAGCAGUUUAAUUUUCAUCAAACAUCGGAGUAGUUUAGUUGUUUGACAGGAGGAGAAUAAGGCUGAAAGCCUCAAGUGAAGGAUCUUGCAGCUUGUAAAAGCAAUUUCCAAAAAUGAAACCCAUUCAUCGUAAACAAAAGCACAAACACUUGUAGCAGUUUAUAAUGCUUUUGGUUUAAUCUCAAUUAGUCUUUCUCCCCUGGACUAGAAAUCCAGUAUAGUUUGCCAUUAAUUUAUUGAAUCUGGUUUUGGACAAUGCUUCUGUAGUGUAGCUGCACGUCCUGGUACUGUAUCCUCUGACUUUAUUUUCCAUGUAUUACAAAAGGAAAAAAAAAUUGAGAUUACACUGGCAUAAACUCUAGUUUGCACAGUUCACAGCUACUACUUGUGCAGUAAUUGCUUUAUGCGGCUGUAAUCCAUAACCUGUGAAGACAGCACAUCAUCUAAAUCCCAUUCCAAAUAAUAUUUGUGUAGUGUUAGCUGUGAAUUUACCCUGUACAGCUGUAUCUCUAUAAAUAUAAUUCCAUGUAUUAAUAGUCACAGAAAGACUGUAAGUGAGCAACUAUUUUUAUGAAACGUACCACUAUGGAUAAAUUAACUUUUACAGAAAUCUUGUUUACUGUAUGAUAUUCUAAAACACUGUCAAAUAAAAUAUAUAUCCAAAAAUCUUUUCUUUUUCCAACUAUA
Homo sapiens (human) is the source of this 59224-nucleotide messenger RNA. It is a transcript of the gene MAGI2, whose product is annotated as membrane associated guanylate kinase, WW and PDZ domain containing 2. The record is from RefSeq and is a predicted model, not a curated record. Gene Ontology annotation, cellular component: centriole; late endosome; cilium. Bases 52831 to 56964 code for a protein of 1377 amino acids. The transcript has 24 exons. Lineage: Eukaryota; Metazoa; Chordata; Mammalia; Primates; Hominidae.